GAGAAAGACCAGCCUCGAAUGCAUGGACGGCAUCGGCCAUGCUGGCGCUUUACUGCAGGGGGAGCCGCGCGGCCUCCUUUGCCUGCUCCGCUCGCCUCUCUUGCCUCUUGCCGGAGGUGGCAGCUCCUCGCCGGCGAGUGGGAGGGCCCUUUCGCGGCUGCGGCGGCGGCGGCGGAGCUCCAGCCCGCCUGUCUUCGGCUGAAGGGGAAGCCGAGCGGCGCCUCGCCCCACCGGGCCCCUCCUCUUCCUGCACGCCGCCCCAUUGCCGCCCGCUCCGCCACGGCGCCUGCCUUUCCCCGCAACCCGCCGCCGCCGCCAGCAGCAGCAUGCAGCUUUUCCAGUACCCCGAGGUGUACCGCGAAGAGACAUCCGUGAGUAGCUCCCUGACCCCCAUCUCCCGCCCCCGGAGCCCCCCCAGCAGUCCCGGGCAGCUCCCGUCUCUGGGGCAGCUCCCGGGACCCGGGGGCUUCCUGCCUCCUCGCUUCCUCCUCGGCCACCGGCGACCCGGUGUGGAAAGGCUUCCCGCAUCUAUCACACCCUGCGGGCUUUCCCCGUCAAGCCUGAUGCGGAAAUAGAUGUGUUUGAAGGGAUGGGUGCAGGUGUGAUGCAGGGCCGUGUCCUUUGCACACCCAUCCACACGCCAGUCUUUCUAACCUGGCCGGUUUGGUCUCAAACCACCGGUGUCGUUUAUCUCCUGCCUCUCUCCACUACUUGAGGGUGUGGGGAUUGCUGGGGACGGCCGCCGGGGGUUAUUUCGGCAGGUGUGGGCAUGCCUGGAGAGGAUCGGGGGCCACUUUUGCCACCCAACGACACAGUGUGAGCUGCAGAAGUUUAAUGUUGGCACAUAUUUUUGUCUUGCACAAUCUACGAGCCCCAAAAACAAGCACCUGUUGCUCAAGCAGGAAGACAUAAUUUCCUCAAAUCAGAUUGGCCAGUAACCAGAUUGGCUUGCCUGUAUCUGCCCUGUAAAUAGCUUUGUGCAGCACGGUGGCUCUCCACUGGGGGUGUGCAGUGGGCUGGGUUAGAAUAAUAAAAUUACAGAACUUUAGAGGUGGAAGGGAUGGUUGUGCAGCUGGGGCUGGUGUAUGGAUAGUGCCGCUUGGGAAUUCUGAAAAUCAAUCCAUAUAUAAAACUCUAAAAGAAACAGAUGGUGUUUCCUUGCACCAGAAGAGAAAGGACGUAACCCACACUUCCUCUUGUCCUGCUGUCCUGCUGCUCCCCCCCCCCCCCGCCCCACUGGUGAAAACCACACUUCAGCGCUCAAUCAGAGUAAAUGGCAGUUUGGGUUUUUGUUCAGGUUUUCCCUUGGAAAGGAGCAGGGCAAGGGGAAAACCACUCCAAUCUGUGCCUAGAAAGCGUGGGGCAAUCAGGAAACUGCUCGGACACAUGCUUUCUAGGCAUGGCACAAGCAGAAGUGUGGAUGAGCCCUGAAUUAGAGCAGGUGUUGGAAGCUGUGACCCUCAAGAUGAAUAUUUUGUCACAAGUCCUGUCAUUCCUGACCAUUUGCCUUGCUGGCUGGGACUGAUGGGAGUUGGAUCUUGCAGACCAAAGAUUCUCAGCCCUGGUCUAGAGAAACUACCUCUUAAUUCUUUGUAGCACACGUUCUAUUAAUUUGGGAGCUUCCGCUCCCAGUUUACCAUGUUCUUGUAGUUUUGUGCUGAAAAUCUUAACUGGAAGGUUGACAAACAAUACCUGUUAACAGCUUUACUUUUCCAUGAUAUGGAAAAAGUAGUGCCUUGUAUGAAGCAAAACAAAAAUGAUAAAAUAACCAAAUAAUUUGACAAUUAUAGAUUUAAUUGUACUCCCCAUUUCUUAAAAUCCGUGACUUUGUUCCAAUUAUAACAUUCUCAGGCUAAUAGGCUACAGAAAACAAUACUUUUAAUCAAAUAUUUCGUUAGGCAGAGAAGGGUCAAGCUUGCUCUGCCCUGUGCUGGUAAAUAAACAUUCCAAAUUACUUUUGUAAAUAAAAUUUCUGGUAUUGUUCAGAAGUCCCUCCCAGAGUUUUAAGUAGAAUUUCACAAGCAACAAAAGAACUUCCAGCCAUACUGCAGUCUUUUAUAACCUGUUAGCAGAAUGUUGCUCAUUUCUUUAGGCUCUCUGUGUUUAAAUUUACAGCUAGAUAUAUCUUCCCUCACUGAAGUACUAGCUUUUAAUAUGAUGGAAGUUGGGAGUCCAAUCUGGAGAGCCACAUGUAUAGGCUUUGCAUGAAGGACGUUCUCCCAAGUUCAGGUGCUGACAUCUUCACCAAAAACAUGAGUGGUUAACCACUUGGUCUCCAGAUAUUGCUCAACUCCAACUCCCAUGAGGAUGAUUGAAAUUUUGGUCCAGCAACAUUUGGAGUCCCCAUCCCUGCCUAAUGUCCUUUCAGACUGCUAUGACACCUGAAUCCUUCUAGUGCUUGCUGUUUAGUGCUAUCGCACCAAACCAAGAGCACAAGCAUUUUCCCUUGCAGAUGCACCCAGCAAGUGUGACUCAUUUCUGGAAUUAGAAAUCCCUGAACAUGCCUACUGUGUUGAGAGCAUAAUAGGCAGCUAGUUAGGGAGUACAUCCCAAGAGACACCUGUGGCUUCAGUACAGUGGUGCCUCGCAAGACGAAAUUAAUCCGUUCCGCGAGUCUCUUCGUCUUGCGGUUUUUUCGUCUUGCGAAGCACGGCUAUUAGCGGCUUAGUGGCUAUUAACGGCUUAGCGGCUUUAAGAAAAAGGAAACAAACUCACAAGAACUCGCAAGACGUUUCGUCUUGCAAAGCAAGCCCAUAGGGAAAUUCGUCUUGCGGAACAACUCAAAAAACGGAAAACUCUUUCGUCUUGCGCAGCAUUCGUCUUGCGAGGUACCACUGUAUAGCGAUUGCAGAAGUCCUAUCUUGGGGUUUUGUUCCAAACUGCUGUUGUGUUUUUAGAAGCCAUUAAUAGUACAGUGGACCCUUGGGUUACGUUACCUUCGGGUAACGUAACUUUUGGGUUGUGAAAGUGGCACCUCUAGAUGCGGACUUUUCAGGUACGUACAGAGCCCCGGAAGAAAUUAAGUUCAUAUCCAGAGGGUCCACUGUAUUGAUCUCCAUUUCCCAUCUUUUUCCCAUGCCAAGUUAUAAUCAGUGGCUGAGAGUUCUCUCUUUUGUUAAUAAAAACAGAAGGUCCAAAACUACAUCGGCAUAUAAAUUCUCUGGGUUGGUUAUGCUCGAUUAACUUCAUUUGUUUGGAAGAGGCUAUUAUUCUGCUGUAAGGCAGCUUGAUGAAAUUAGUUGCCUAUUGCAUCCUCCAGUUUUCAGCAGUGUAUUAAGCUAUAAUAACUUAUUUAAUGCCACUCAUAAAGUGAUUGUAAAGCAAUCUUUUAAAAAACAAAUCUCUCUCUGUAUAUUUUAAAAUCAGGUGGACGACUAUCAUGGCUGUAAAAUAUGUGAUCCAUACAGCUGGCUUGAAGAUCCUGAUAGUGAGCAAACAAAGGUAAGCCUUUCUUGUAAUUCUGGACAUCAUGGGGCAAAUGCCUUUGCAGUGUAGAGGUGCAUUUUUCACUCUAUAAGAUGCACCCGACCAUAAGACGCACCUAGUUUUUAGGGGAGGAAAACAAGAAAUAAGAAGCCUCCUGAGCGAAGAGGGAGCGCUCCUCCCUCUUCGCUCAGGAGGCUUUGCGGGGCUAUCCUCAGGAGGCUCUUGAGGACUUUUCUGGGAAGUGGGGGAAGGAGCCUCAUGCUCUGUCCCUUCCCCCACCUCCCGCAGAAGCCAGGGAUAGCUGCACAAAGCCUCCGCAGGGCAGCGGGAUGAAGGCUCCCCGCUGCCCUGCGGAGGCUUCGUGCGGCUAAGCCAGAAGCUAGAACAGCGAGAGGGAGCGCUGCACAGCGCUCCCUCUCACUGUUCUGGCUUCUGGGAUAGCCCGCGAAGCCUGCAUUCGCUCCAUAAGAUGCGCACACAUUUCCCCUUACUUUUAGGAGGGGGAAGGUGUGUCUUACAGAGCGAAAAAUACAGUACUGUUCAAAUGUGAUACUAGUCUCAGGUAAAACAUCAGUUCAGGCAAAAACUAGUUUUCUGCUAAUGAUCAUCUUACACCAGAAAGGUUUGUGUUUGUAGGAAGUCUACAGGCAAUUGCUGUGAUUGGAGUACAGUGGUACCUCGGGUUACAGAUGCUUCAGGUUACAGACUCUGCUAACCCAGAAAUAGUACCUCAGGUGAACUUUGAUUCAGGAUGAGAACAGAUAUCGCGCGGCGGCAGCGGGAGGCCCCCUUAGCUGAAGUGGUACCUCAGGUUAAGAAUGGACCUCCAGAACGAAUUAUGUUCUUAACCCGAGGUACCACUGUAGUGUUUUUUGUUAGUUGUGCAGUGUAGAAAUGUUUGAAUGACCCAAGUCCCUGGUUCAGUACCCGUAGUCUUUACAGUGGGAUAGCUUCCCUAGACUCUAUGUCUCACAGCUCAUGGUCAGAGCACAAGCAUUGGAUGCAGUGGUCUUGGGUUCGGUGCCUUGGAGCUUUGGCUGAAAAGAUGGGAUGGGACUGAAAGUCUCAGUGAUGGAGCACAUGCUUUGCUUGUAGAAGGCACCAGGUUCCAUUCACUACAUCUCCAUUUAAAAAUACUAGGGGAGGAUCAAAUGUCAUUGAGAGAGCAAAGGUCCUAGGUCCAAUCCCUGGUAUCUCCAGGUAGAACUGGAAAAGAUUUAUCUGAAACCCUGGAGAGCCACUCCCAGUCAGUGUAGGCAAUACUGAACUAGACUCGGUGGAACAGUGGUAUGACUCAAUGGCCAUAUUCACAUGUAGCGAGAGUGCUCAAGAUACAGUUUGUUUCAGCCUUAAUGUGCAAAUGUUUCAUGUUGGUACAUGUAGUCUGAGCUCUUGCACUUUGCUCCCCUCUGCAGGGAAACAAACCAUGGAGCAAUUGGUUUAGUGUUGUUUCUGAACCAGAGUUUGUAGCUUGUUUCUCUCUCUAAACAAGGGACAAUCUGAAAUCUAGGUUUCUUUGUGGGUGCUGUGGUUAAAACGAAGCAUACUUUCUGGCUUGCUGUUACAUCCAGUAACAUCCAUGUUACAUAUUGAUCUGUAUAAGCUGUGACACUGUUAUGUAGAAUUGGGCUUGGUGUUUCUUUUAUGAUCACUUGUGGGCAUGGCUGAAGGGUGAGAUUUUUGGCUUGGAAGAUGCAGUGGCUUCAGCUGAGCAGUUGUAUGCCCCCUAGAGGCUUCUGCAUGCGGUGACUUUACAAACUUCUUAAAGAAAGGACCUUGCUCAGGAUUCAUGUCGGUUUAUAGAAGGUGGGAGCUGCCUGGGUCAAAUGUGUCAAAUUUUGUGCAUGCGUUGGAAAACAGAGAGGAAGUUUACACGAGUAAGUGACAAAGUUGGCACGUGCAUGAUCUUCACAAGUAAAUGAUAUUUAAAAUAUACUAAGGUAUAUUUUAUAUAAGUACAAGUAUAUAAUAUAUAAGUAUAUUUAUAAGUACAAGCCAUAGACAGGAUACUUACAAAGCAGUGCAGAUGUAGUAGCUUUAAUCAUUUAGCAACAGUUAAGAUAUUUGGGUGUGAGCUUGUGGACAUUACCCCCCACCUUACCAUUGUCACCUCUCCAGUGCAAAUUCUCUUUCCCUUUCUAUACAGCCUUAGCUGUGAUUUAGUAUUGCAUCUGCACCAGCAUGAACCAAUACUGUUCUCAUAAUCUGGGUUUGAACAGCAUUUGCAAACCUUUAAGGAGAAAGCUUGUUAGGAUUAACCAUACAAACAAUACUAAACAAUGGAUAAUGCUGGGAAUGUCACACUGGACAGGGGAGAAGCCUAAGUCUUCAUACCCAAGCUCUUAAGAGGUUGGCCCCAUUAUGUCUCAACCAGGCUCAAGUAUGUUUUGAUUAAUUUCAAGGAUAGGUAGAGUGCAUUUGUGAGAGGGGAUGUUAAUCACCUUGAAUCAAAAUAUUUCUGUGAACCUUGUACUCUUGGUGUGCAAUGUGCUUAAACUGAACCCUGAUACACUUCAUUGCUUAUAUUAAAAGUAUCAAACAUCUGGCUGUUCAUUAUUUUCAGUUCACAGGUUCACAUGCGUUUUGUGACUCAUUAUUGCAGAAAAUUGUUUGAAAUUUACCUUUAUGACUUUAUUUGAGGCCUUGAACUGGAGCAGUAAUACUGUUCUCUCUGGUGAGCUGUUAAAAGAAAUUGAUUUUGUUUAAUGCUAUGGAGUAGUUUGCAGAAAGUGCCCAUUUGUUUUAUCAGAGCUAAUAGAUUAUGUCCCCUUCUGGUCCUUUUAUUCUCUGUUUCUCUUUGCUAAAUUUAUAGCUAAUUUUUUAUUAUUAAAUUUCUAUACAGUACAACCCUUCAUCCAAGGAUCAUAGGACGGUUUACAAUAUAAAAACACAAAAAUAUGUAACAUAAUAGCAAACAAAACAAUACCCACCUUGCCCCACUUUAAAGACCAUAGGUUGUUUAAUUAGCCAAAGCCUGGGAGAAGAGGAGAAUGUUUUCCCCUGACAUCUAAAGAUAAUGUAAUGAAGGCACCAGGUGAACCUCUCUGGGGAGAGCAUUCCGCAAACUAGAAUCUGCUUGUACUGAUGCAAACCAGCAUUCACUCACUUGGGACUAAGCCUUAUUACAUUCAGCAGAACUUACUUCUGAGUAAAUUUUCAUCGGAAUGGCCUUUCUAUCCUGUUGGCAUACACGGGAUCAGCCUGCACAAAAGCUAUAACCCAGCCUUGCUAUAGAGAUUCUUGCAAUCUUUUCACCAACAGUUAUGUUGGCUCAUUUAUUAAGCCAUCCAUUUAUACAUCCAUUUCUACCAUUCAAACAGCAGUAAUCUGCCUUCGCAUUAAUCUUGGAACUAAAGUGCUUCACUUUACUGUUCAUAUAUCGCUUCAGUGGUGGCUGAACUGUUUGUCUUCAUGGCAUCUUGGCAAUUUUGUUUAAACACCAAAUGAGAGAGUUUGCAUUUAGAUCAAAGAGACCCAUAAAGCUCAUCAGGACUCAUACCUGUGAUGACCUGCUUUUUUGACUUGUUCAGCCAGGGUGUGGUGACCAAGUGGUAAAAUAGUUACCUCUUUCUGUGUUUGAAUGUAUGAAGUGGUUUCAUCCAAAAGCUGCUUGAGAGAAUCCUUUGAUGACCUGCAAAGCAAGUUGGCAGACUGUAGACUUCUCUCUCAGGAAGAAUCCAUCUCAAAAGUUACCCUCCCCCUUUUAAUGCAGGAUGCUGAAAUUAAAAGUCAGUAAUAGGUUGACUGGACAGAUUGCUAUCAUGUUUUGAAUAUUAGAAAGCCACUUCAGUUAUCAUGUUAUUAUGUGCCAUUGCCACUUAAUGAAACGAGCAGCAGCAUUCCUGAAAUAAUGUCUGUGGUAUGCUCAGUUCUACUCUAAGACUGUUAUGAAGUUGCAUCCAAAUCAUUGCACUCUCUAGACCAGCGGGGGGGGGGGGAUCUGUGACCCUCCAGAUGUUGUACUCCCAACCUGUGAUCAUGGGCUAUUCCGCCUUUGUCUGAUCAGGUAGUUGAGAGUCCAACAACAUCUGCCGGUUCAUCAGCUUCCCAUCCCUGAUCUAGGUCAAUACAAACUGUUGCUUUAUAAAGCCCUUGUUUUAUUUCAUUAUGUUUUUCUCCCUCUUUCAGGCUUUUGUCGAGGCACAAAAUAAGAUAACAGUACCCUUUCUUGAGCAGUGUGCUGUCCGGGGACUAUUUAAAGAGCAAAUGACAGAACUCUAUGACUACCCCAAGUAUAGUUGUCAUUUCAAGAAAGGGAAAAGGUAUGUAAAGGAUUGUGUGUGCCUUUGGAUUAUUGCAGGGUGGUUUAUAGCCAGACAUUUUGUAGUGGGGGUGUCAUAAAUUAUGUGCUAAGCGUUCACACCAAGUGAUUCUCAGGUCAAAUGCAUACACACACACACGAGAGAGAGAGAGAGAGAGAGAGAGAGAGAGAGAGACUGUGUCUCUACUAAUUAAAUCUUGAGCCAGGAAAAUCAACAGUCAGCCUGCCCAAAAAAUAAUAAACUCAUGACCAACUGCUGUAAUAAUUAAGGAAAAUACAGAAAUCCUACCUUUUGUAUUGUCGAGCAGUGAAAGAGGACAUGUCUGUUUCUGUGACUUUUCAGCCCUAUUCUUGCCUUUGCUUACAUUUACUAGAAUACUGGAAGUGAGAGAAGGUUUACUAAUACUUACUGAGCAAUUGCUUACUGCUUCUCCAUUUUCCUUAAUAUAGAGUCAGAAAAGGGUUUUUUGUUUUUGUGUGUGUUUUAAUGAAAGCCAAAAAUUCAGGAAAAGGCCUAGAGGAGGCAUGGUUCCUUUCAGAUGAUGAUGGAUUGCUCCAGCCUGCUUUCCAAUAUUGAGAGUUGUAGUUCUUUAUCAUCAGAACGACACCUUGUUGGCUACUCCUGGCUUAGAAUAUCCCUGGCAGUAAUUAAAGGCCUGGCUUAGAAUUAAAGGUCUGAAGCAGAAAAAGACAAAAAACCAGUUCGCUAAAAUAUCUAUUUAAGAUUACUCAGUUCACUAGUCCUCCAUCACAUCAAAGUGGGGAGGUCAUUUUCUCACAAGAAGAAGAAAAAUCCAUCUGGCAGGGAUAGUUCAUCUCCCAGCUCCACAAAGUUGUCAAGCUCCUUUUCCUGGCAGGCGUGGCUAUCUUGUGAUCCGCUGCUUAGAGCCAGAAUUGGAGCCCAACUAGGUCAUGAGCUCUUAAAGGCUGCACUGUUGUCUAUAGGCUCUUGCCCAUUGUUUGUCUCACACCAUCUGUCCUACGGUGCUACACUACUUCAGAGAAACCUUUGGGCAGAACAAACCACUAACUAGGGUUCAGAUGACAUGCCAAGGCAAACCAUGAUUUAGCCCUGGGUAGCGCGGCAGCAGGAGGAAUCGGGAGAGGAACACAGCAGUUGUGAUCUCCUCUCCAGAAACCCACACAUUUGCUUGUUUGCAUUAAUGCUAAGCCAAAUGAUGGCUUAUGCCUAAACUGGUUCAGCAGCCUUGAAGAAUAUUUCAUAAAAGUUGUUUACAAGUGGCAGUUUGGAACUUUUUUUUUUAGUUGAACUUGAAUGGUUGCCUUUGUAUAUGGCAAUAAUGCAUUUGCCUGUCUGCAUAUAUUUUGGGUUGUUACAGCUAAGCUAGCAAAAUCUCUACAAAAGUGAGAGGUUUAGGUUUACUACAGGGAUUGGGAAACUUGCGGCUGCACAGCUUUUGUUGGACUAGAGCUUCUGUCAUCACUGAUGGUUGGCCACACCGCAUGAUGGGAAUUGUAGUCCACCUGCUCCCCAUUCCUGGUUUACUGGCAUGAUUAAACUUGGUUUACCAUGUGGGUGCCACUUCAUACAAACAGUUUCCUAUGCAGAAAGGUAUGCCUGUGGUUUGUCUUCUUUGUGGCAACCAUGCCAUUGGUAUUAUGUGUUCAGGGCCUUAGACUUACUUCCUUAAGGGGCUUCUCUUAUGCAUGGAAAUGCCAAACUGCUGCAGUAUGACAUUCAGAUGAAGAAGAGGCGUUUGUUCCAUUUUUUUAAGUAAGUGUAUGGCUGAGAAGUCUUAAUGAUUUGUCUCAUUACAUACUGCAGUAAUGUCAAAAGCUCUAACUGUUAUAAUGAACUAUUUAACGUAACUUGUGAGUUGCUAAUUGAAUCUGAUGUUGACUUAAUGCAACCUGAUGGGUGAAAUUGUGUGCUAAAUUACUGAAAUGAGGCAUUUUUCCAUCAGGAAGAAGCUGCUUUCCUCUGUUAUAUAAAUCUGCCACUCCUCUUGAGAGUCUUAGCCUACAUAAUUCUGUAUUCAAUCUCAUACUAUGGUUGAAAAUAAAAAAAACCCCAAAUAAUUAUAUCAUUUAUUCUAGGUAUUUUCACUUUUAUAAUUCUGGACUUCAGAAUCAACGAGUAUUAUAUGUGCAAGAUUCCUUGGAUGCUGAUGCCAAAGUAUUUUUGGACCCAAAUAAACUUUCUGAUGAUGGCACUGUGGCUCUGCGAGGUCAGUGUAGCAGAUUUUUCGAAAAUGCAUUGUUUUUGGAAGCCAACAUAAAAAUUCUUUAUUUUGAGUUAUACACAUCUACGUGUGAAAAAGUUUAAUUGUGGAAGACGUAAAACAUGCUUUGAGCUGCUGCCUAUAUGGUGAAGGCAAGUGUUAGAAGCAUAAACUAUGAAAGUAAAGUUUGUAACUAACGUAAACUAAUACACAGCGUGUUCUUAAUCACCAGGUUAUGCAUUCAGUGAAGAUGGUGAAUAUUUUGCAUAUGGCUUGAGUUCCAGUGGGUCAGACUGGGUAACAAUUAAAUUUAUGAAAGUGGAUGGUACUGAAGAACUGGCAGACACACUGGAGAUGGUAAAAUUCAGCUGUAUGGCUUGGACCCAUGAUGGCAAAGGCAUGUUCUACAACUGCUACCCAAAGCAAGAUGGGAAAAGUGAUGGUGAGUGGCAUACAAUCACCCGUCUCCUCCUCAGGCCUUUAUAGCAUUUAUUUACUUUAGACUCCUUUAUCUCAUUACUAGCUCUGCUUCCUCCUUGUGGGUAUUUUGGGUCAGUCUCCAGCUGUUUUUGCACUUAAAUUCCCAUAAUCCCUCAUCACUGGUACUGCUAGCUAGGGGUGAUGGGAGUUGUAGUCCAAAAACAGCAGGAGACCCCAGUUUGCUAAAGCUAAUGGGACAGGUUGGUUAGAGCCAUUAUCUUCCAGUUGCUUAGUUUCUUUGGCUCAUGGGACUUCUUAUUCUGCCUGUCCACCUGUCCAUCACAGAAUGCUGUCAAGUUUCAAGCCAAAGUAACAUCUCACUUCCUUGACAGGGAAUAUUACAUAUUGCUGGAAGCUAAGCAUGACAUUUUAAACAGACCAAAAAUAAAAAUAAAAAUACAGUAACUUUAGCAACGUAUCUCAAAUUAUGUAAAGAACAUAUUCCAAAUGUGUUAUAAAGAAAAAUAUAAAUAAUUAUAAAGAAAAAUAAUGCAAAGCAAAAUGCAUGGAAUAAUAGGAAUAACAAUUAUCCUCAUAGAUAUUAUCUAUAUUAUCUAGCUUCUAGGUCAUAAGGACUAGUAUUUCCAGAAAACGUAUGAGUUAUUAAAUCUGGUUCUGCUAUCUUGUCAAAUAAGAAGCUUCUAAUAUGUUAAGGUUUUGAAACUUUCAGGUUGUUAGAACUAAUAACAAGUCACAACUUACAUACCUGUAAUUAAAUAUGUUGAUUGCCCCAGGCACUGAGACGUCGACAAACUUGCACCAGAAGUUGUACUAUCAUGUCCUGGGAACUGACCAAUCAAAGGAUGUUUUAUGUGCUGAAUUUCCUCAUGAGCCAAAAUGGAUGGGUGGAGCUGAGGUAUGGUGCAUCUCACCUUCUUUGAAACUCAGUAGAUAAUAAAAGUGAAAAGUUGAUUAUAGGCCCAAUCCUUUGUUGUUAAAUAAGGUUUCUCGCUGCCUCUUUUUACCUCUGUUGCACUACCUAGGACCAAUAUAUAACACAUUGUUUUAAAUAUGUGAAAAUGGUGACUCGGUAUAUCGUUGAGAACUCAUUUUGACUUCUACAAUGAAUUUUUGUGGUAAUCAGUUUACAUUGAGAGCCCUCCUACACAAACCCCUUCCAUUUUUCUCCAACUUAAAAAAAAUAUUUCUGUUCUCAGCCAUUGUUCCUUUGAUCUGAUGCUACUGUAGUACCACUUUAAAAAAAAAAACUUGAAAGGGCAUUGACCACAAUGAAAACAAUAUUAAAAAGAAAAUAUGUUUGCUACGCACUGGACACACACAUUUUCAGCUUUAAAAAUAUGGUGGAAUUAACAUUUGUAGAAUUUUAAAACAAUGUUUUUUAACUUCAUUACUGUCAGCUAAUGCUUAUAAACUUAUUACAGUGGAACCUCAGUUUUCGAUCAUUUCUGUUGACAAACGUUUUAAAACUCGAAUGCCGUAAGCCCAGAAGUAAAUGCUUCCGUUUUUGAGCAUACCUCAGAAGUUGAACAUCCGAGGUGGCUUCCAUAUUGAGUUUUCCAUAUUAAUUUUUCCGUUUUGAGGUUUCCAUAUUGAGUUUUCAAAUGUUUCUUAACUCGGGAACGGAUUACGUUCGAAAACCGAGGUUCCACUGUAUUUCUGUAAGUUGUACGCACUUCCAUAUAUUUGCUGUGGGAAACCUAGUGAUCACUGUGGUGUAUACACCACAAACACAUUUGCCACAUCCAGGUGUCUUUGAUCCAAGUCCACCUUCAAUCCACCAUACCAUAACAGGCCCUCUAUGGCAGGGAUGGGGAACCUAUGGUCCUCCUAAUGCAGUUAAUUUCAUGAGAGUGAAAUCAACUUUUGUGCUUUUGGGUCUCUUGAUUGGAACCGGCAAUGUGUCCAGGAUUUGGAUUGUUUUUGAUAUGGGUGUUUCUGUCCAUGUGCUGCAGCAGUCCCUACUGCAUGCGGGUGAGUGGUUUGUGCAAAAACAUUUUUCUGCAUGAAUCCUCUCUGUUGGUUGGAUUUCAAACAAGUAUGCUUAGGUUCAUGGCCUGACAAUGUGAUCCUGCAUGUGCUUACUCAUAAGUAAGUCUCACUGAAUUCAGGAGAUUGUAGUGUUAGUGUAGCAUGAUGGUGUUUUGACGUACGAAACACAUUUCACCAUCAAACUUAGGGAGUAUGCCUCAUUUUGCUAUAUAAAACGAGGUCAUAAAUCUGUAGUGACAGAAGCUCAUAAACUUCUCAAGGUGCUUGUUUGUCUGAGGAAAUUAAUAACUUUUGAUUACAUAUCUGCAGGAGGCUUCUUACACCCAGCAUCUGUUGUUAAUUAAAAGCAUUUACCAGCUUUGCCUGCUGUUUACAAUAUUUUAUUACUUUUUUCUCUCUUACUGCUGCCAGUUUCUGGCAAAUGACCUUGUGAAAAUAGUUUUUAUAUGAUUUUGCUACCUUUAAAUAGGAGUGAAAGGAGACAGUUUUGUCUUCCAAACGUUUAAAAUUAGAAAGGUGGCUUAAGAAGGAGUUACACAAAGGAGUUAACAAAAGCCAUCCCCUUGUUUCCUCAUCAAAAUUAGCAUUUCUUCUCUUAAACUAAAGAACUGAUAAUACAACUAAUUCAUACUUGGAGUAGGCCGAGUGAAAUCAAUGGGCUGGAUUCAACCAUCCUAUUUUGCUAGUGGAAGCCAGCACAAGGACUCCUGCUAGUGCAACAGGACUCCCCCCCCCCCAUGUCACCCCAUAGUUCCCCCAGAUAUGGUUUGGAGAGUUGGGAGAUCCCUGUUCCCAGAAGAGCAUGCGGGGGACAAGCAGAAAUACCUGUGCUGAUCCUUAGUGCUACAUUGAAUUCCACCUAAUGGAAUUAAGUUACUUGGCAGUAUCCAACAUGCCUCACCAGCAGAAGGAUUUUUUCUUGUACAACAGGAUUUCCCCCUGUGUACGCCCUACAACCUCUCUAAAUCUGCCCUGGAGGAUGGGGGAAUCCCUGGAACAGAUUUGGGUGGAAUGAGAAGGGAGGAAAGGGGGGAGAUCCCAUUGCACAAGUGGAAAUAUUUGCACUGGUACAGUGGUACCUUGGUAGUCGAACGGCUUGGCUCCUGAACAAAUCGACUCCCAAACGCCACAAUCCCAGAAGUGAAUGUUCCAGUUUGCGAACAUUUUUCGAAAGCCGGAUGUCCAACUCGGCUUCUGCAGCUUCCGAUUGAGUGCAGGAAGCUCCUGCAGCCAAUCGGAAGCCACGCCUUGCUUUUCGAAUGGUUUCAGGAGUCGAACGGACUCCCGGAAUGGAUUAAGUUCAAGAACCAAGGUACCACUGUAAGUGUUACUCACCACUACUUUGAAUACACCCCUAAUGUCCAUCAGUAUCAAUGGGUCUACCAAGUAUGACAGACCUUAGAUGUCAUGUCUAAGACAGGGUUGCCUAGUGAUUAGUCUGUCAGAUUAGUGCUGGGGAGACAUAAGGAGGAAUUCAGUGUUGUGCUCUUCUGAUUGUUCCUUCAGCGCAAGCAUGUCAGCUUGCCAUGGGGAAUGAUCCCUGUCUCCUCUCUCUGUACUGUUUUGGGGGUUCUCCUGACAACCACAGAGCCAGUUUUGGGGGGUGCAUGGAGGGGGGAAGCCCUGUUGCACAAGCAGAAGUCCUGGUGCAGGGCUUCCACUGCUAGGGCUCAUUCAGUGAAUCCUGCGUCAAGGUUCACUUGGCUGUGACACUCACUGGGUGACGCUGGGCCAGUCGCUAUAUCUUAUCCUUGUUGUGAGGGUGCAAGGGAGGGAGCAGAAAGAAAGCAGUGUACACCUCAUUAAGCUCCUUCGAUGGAAGGUAGGAUGUUAAUGUGAUAGGUAAAUGAAAUAAAGAAACCAGGCCCAACUCUCACCCUUCUUCCUUCAACAUGGUGCUUCUACAUUUCAGAGAAGGGACUAUAUUUCAUUCCAUUGGCAGCUAUCCAAGGCACACACCCCCUUCCCAAGCCUCAUCCUCUGCCCCUGUUCCAAAGCAAAUGUUCUGUGUCGGUAUUUGCAUCAGUUCUAACUAAAACCAGAAAUGUCAUGGCCCUGUUUUUCCCCUAUACGCUAUAUCCAGAAUUUAGAAUGGAAGCAGAGGGAGCAAGUUUGUGGCAGCUCCCAGAAGAGGGCACUAUAGAAUGACGAUUUGAAGCCAUGUGUGUGGCAUCUGAGUUAAGUGGGGAAAGCAGUGAUGAUUUUAAAUGGACCUGUGCUGCACACGUUAGAACCAGGUUCCCAUGCUUGGGGUAAUAUAAGAAAUGCCAUCAAAAGUAUCAAAUUAGGAGAUAGAUAGAUAGAUAGAUAGAUAUUGCAUUCCGCACUCCCUUCAAAAAUAACAGGUGAACACAACAGCAGUAUAGGUGGUGUGUUUCGCUUCAGAAGCAUUUUAAAAGUUUCAGUUGCAAAACUCCUUUCACUUUCAGCUACAGGCACUUACCUGCAGCACAACCUAGAUGAGCUGACCUGAAGGAUCACCUUUGUGCUUUUGCUCAAAACAAAUACCAGUAAUCAGAACACGAACUGCUGCAGUAUCUCGAUGGUAAUGUGCUGUGGGAUUUGCAGCGGUUGAAGUUUGGCACGAGCUGCUGUGAAGCACUGGAAUAUUCACAAACAUCCUGAGUCCUGGAGACCGAAAACAGGCAACAGGCUAGAGGAAGGGAGAUUACCAAGGGCCCACUGUUAUUAUUUAAAUGUGUUUAUUUGGAAGGGCCUUUUUGUCUGUCUCAUGUUUGGAGGUAUGUUUGACCUUUGGGGCAGGGAUUAUGAGAAUCACUAGUUUUUGUUCUCUGAAGAUCAUUUUGUAUUUCAUGGUGCCCAUGGCAGUUUUUUUAGAUUUCUAACUGUGCCCCCGGGACCAAAAAUGUAGGGGAAUCCCUGUGAUAAUUACUGAGCAGGCAACUGUGCUCCCACAUAUUUUAUGAUAGGAAACAGCUCCCAGGUUAGAGCAUGACUUCUUGGUAGUUCUGAAUCCCAGGACCUAUCUUAGAAAUGUGGCCACAGGGCUUCCUGCCUAGCAUAAUUGGAAUGGCUAUUUUAUAAAGGAACAUGAUCUUCCCAGUUAUGCUUUAUGGAGAGUAUAGCUCCCAAUACAAUACACCUGCUUCAUUUGACUGCAUUAUGUGCUAAUUAUUGUUUUCCUCUUGGAAAGCAUGAUAGUGUUUGAAUAGGAACCAGCAUUGCUACUGGGUUUAAUGCAUGGUUGAAGUGUUUGGUACCCUCCAUAUGUUUUUGGAUUAAGACUCCCAUCAUCCCCAGCUAACUAGCAUGGCCAGUGGCAGGAACAAUGGGAGUUGUGGCCCAUCAACAUCUGGAGGGCCGUAGCUUCCCAUUCCUGGUUUAAUGGUUUUGAUAAAUUAAGAUUAUUACAAAUACAGGAGUUGGCAAGAGUGGUGGCGGUGGCUGUGUAGACCUGCAAGGAAGUAAUUAAGGUACAGUGGUUCGAAAGUGCACACAGGUUUUGGGUAUAGGGAUUCAAUCAGUUCUGCGUAUAAGCAGCUGCAGCCUCUUGCAAAAAAGAAAGGUUUUUAAUUGAUUGGUUUCUCUUUUUCAAGAGCACUGGUUUAAAAACAAACCAGAAGACAAGGGAGUGUUGUAUUAUAUCAGGGAGCUUCGUUCCAAGAGACAGUGGUUAUGAAUUCUAAAAACAAAAUGGACCCCCCCCCCCAAAAAAAACCACACACACUAAUUUUGUAUUUCGGGAAAAAAGACCCAGAUUGGCACUAAAAAAAAAAAUACUAUAAAAACCAAAGGGAUUGAGAAAACAGUAUAAUUUCAGUUCUUCCACUGAAAUAGAUAGGAUAUUUAAUUUAAUCCUUCCCCUGAAUCAAACUACAUUUAAUUUGGGACCUGAGUGACUCUGAAACCUGUGGACAGAAUACUGCUUCAGCAUAGCAUGAAAUGCAAAUUGACAGGGGUGGCCAUCCAGCCCCACAGAGACAAAAAAGCACAUUGCUGGGCCAGCGGCUGGCAGGUUAAGCAGGAAAGAAGCUAUUCUGUCUCACAUUGCACCCUCUCUCUCUCUCUCACACACACACACACAUACAUACAGACAUAUAUUUGUCUUUAUUUUUCUCCAGUAAAAUAUCUGAUGGUGUAGUUUUUGAAUGCAGCUGUCAAUAAUGUUUUGCCUUAAUACUCUUGAAUUCCUUUGAGUUUUGAAAUGCAUUGAUGUAAAGACAGCUGUAGCAAUGAAGACAGGCUUAAUUGGCACCCUACCCGUAAUGUGUGUUGGGAAAUUAGAUUAAGAAUGUGUUCUGGGAAUCGCAUUGAGCAAACUGUUAUCAACUAUUCACCAGUCCAGUGGGGAAUGUUGAGAAGCUCAUUAGAUAUGCUCAAAAUUGCUGCUGUUAGGGGCUCUUGUUUGCCAUCAUGCAAAAUAAAGUUUCAGAGAUUGCUUUUGCUUUGAUGGAGUAAAGGCAGUAAAGAUUCUCAAGUUUGUAGUAUAUUGACAUUAACUCAAAAUGUUGGGUACUAGACGGGGAAGGUGCAAUGGCUGAUAACUUCCUUGGCCUUCAAAAAGCUCCAGGCGUAAUCCAUGGCAUCUUCAGGUAAGGAUGGGAAAGAGCAGCUUUUAUUCAGUGGAGAUGAUACUAAGGUAUAUGGACCAAUGUGUGUCUUGAUAUAAAGCUUCUUUGAAAGAUGGAACCCAUGGAGGGAAGAGGUCUAAGGGUUUGAAAGAACUCUGUAUUUUAAUGCUGGAAAUGGUUUUGUUUUAUACGUGUAAUCCCCCCCCCAAAAAAGCAAUUAAAUUUUUUAUUUUUUUAAAAAAGAUAUAAAGCUUCUUUGGGACAGGAUUCAACUAACAAGCCCCACCAGCAAUAGCCUGUGUAAGAACUUCUGGUGCAGUGGGACUAGGGCCCCAUCUCCUCUCACCUUGCACCCACCUCAAAUUGGUUCUGAGGGAGUCUGGAGAGGGCAGGCGGAGCUAUCUGCCUAGCACCAAGUUGAAUUCCACCCUGGAUGCAAUAAUAAUAAUAAGACCCCGCCCAUCUGGCUGGGUUUGCCCAGCCACUCUGGGCGGCUUUCAACAGAACAUUAAAAACAGAAUAAAACUCCAAACAUUAACAACUUCCCUAAACAGGGAAGGCUAUCACUGAGCCACUUUUCCCUAUGGCAGUUUGGGAUGGUACCCCACCAGUUGGGAACCCUAGCAGUCUGUGCUGGGUUCAUAAUAAGUUUGCUUUCAAAAUUGUUCAGUGGGUUCUAGCCACUGGCUUUAAUAGAACUGAAGUGUGUUUUUAUUUAUAUGGUUUCUAACUGCCGUUCAUCAAGGAGAUCCCAUGGUGGUUCACACAUCUCUACAGCUAAAAACUCAAAAUAAUGUAACAACAUUAAAACAUAAAAUUAAGAACCAAAUAAAGGGUAUUUGGGGGGUUUAAAAAAAAAAAAAAUCCAAUCAAUUGAACAAAGCAAAGAAAGAUGCCAGGAAUUGUCCUUGGGACCUUCUGUAUGCAGAGCAUGUUUUGACUCUUUGAGCUUCCCCCUACAAAUACGUAUGUGUAAUACAAAACAGAUAUUCUAUGCUUUUGUAUUUUAAUUGUGUAGAAAUCCUGGGUAUCAAAGCCACACACGCAACAAUAAUGACAAACACUACCAACAACAGCAGAGGGAGGGGAAGGGGAAGAAUUAGGACAUGGCUUUAAAAUAUUUGCACCUGCUGAUCAUCUAAAAAUUUGUAUUUAAGUGCUGAUAUAAUUAAUUUAGGAUGCUUUCUGUAGAGUGAAUAUAUUUAAUAAAGAUCUGCCAGUAUAAUUUUUGACACUGUCUGCUGUCACUUUGCAUUUAGCACAACAACAUCAGCUUGGCAUGACUUUCCAUAAUAUAAGGGCUUCAUAGAUGAGAGGGAUUUAAAAUUAGUUUGGCUUUAAUUUCAGGCGGUUUGUUCUUCUAUCAAAAUACACUGGGUUGCUGCUUUUCAGAAUGCACUGUUGAGUCGAAACACUGAUUUGACAUUUGCUUCACAUUUUGUAUGUGUCUGAGACAUGGAACGGAUUUGAAGGACUAGGCGAAUUUGUGGCCCUCUAGAUGUUGACAGACUUGAGUUCCCAUCGCCCCUUACAAUUGGCCAUGUUAGUAGCGUCUGGAAGAUCACAGGCUCCAAACACAUCUGUACAAAGCAUAUCAGUAGUCCUACAUAUGUUUGUAACUUUAUAAUUUGACACACCUGUUUUGCUUUUGGUUUGUAAAUUGUUAGUAACUUUUUGGUUUGGUGUACGUCAAUAUUUAUGUUUCAUUCAUUGUGAUAAAUUUUAGGUAUCUGAUGAUGGGCAGUACGCUUUGCUGUCCAUACGAGAAGGAUGUGAUCCAGUUAAUAGGCUGUGGUACUGUAAUCUACAGAAGGAAUCAAAUGGUAUAACUGGUAAGAGGCUGCUUUCUUCAUGUCAAAGUAAAAUGACUCCUUUCCGAAUACAUUGCAAGUUUACAUAUAACAGUAAGUUACAAAUCUUGUACGAAGAAUAAAAACAUGGGUGUGUUCCUAGUGGCUGCUUGAGCUGCCCUGUUCUCCAGCCAGUAUUUGUUAAACAGAGAAACCACACAUUCUUUCCUUAGGCUUCAUACAGGACUUGUCUUUAACAGUCACAUUCUGGAUUGCUACAAAUUUUCCUUCUGUCGUUUUAGGAUUAUUCAAGCAUACGAAGGGGUAGCUUGGUACAUAUUCCACCCUGUGUGACUCGGUCUGCACUGAAGGUUGGGCCCAAGUCAGGUAGCUGAGUUGAGUCCCUGGAUGCACAUGUAUUGCACCUGUGCUGAGCAACUGAUAGUCAGUGCAAUUGGCCAGCUGACCAUGCUCACGGUCUCAGCAAUAACAUUUACAGCCCUGAACAAUUUGGGACCAAGCUACUUGAAAUACCUCCCCCCUGUAUAGACUGUAAGACAGCAUGGCCAAUAGUCAGGGAUGACUGGAGCUGUAAUCCAGCAACAUUUGAAUUCCCCACCCCUGCUACAGAAUUUACCCCUUCUCUUAGAAUGCUUGCAUUUGAAGCAAUAAACUGUUCUUGGGACUUGUAGAUUUUUCUCUUUCCCCCUUUGCUUUCAUCAUAUUAUUUGCUUGCUGCAGAAGAAGCCUUUCUGAAUUUGUCUAUGCAUGUAUGUUCCAUUUUCAAAAUUGCAUUUAUGGCUGCCACUGUAGACUACUUCCCCUCCCCCUGAUCUGAAGUUCCAUCAAGGGACCCCAACAGUCAUCUAGUCCAACCCCUGGCAGUACAGGAAUAACAGCCAAAAAAUCCUUGACAGGUGGCCAUCCAACCUCUGUUUAAAAUCCACCACCCUUGAUCUCCUGCCCUCGAUCUGUUCUGGGGCUUCCUCCAAUCCUCUGGAGCAGUUUUUUUUUUGUUUUGUUUUUUGAGGAGGCAUGCACAAGAAGAGGGGAAGUUUCAUUGUGCAAGCAGGAGUCCUUGCAUGAAUGGGAAAACUUGGUUAGAUACAUCCCUUACUCCCUUUCUCAUUUGUGCUGGCUGUAUGCUGGACUGUUGGCCUCUUCUAUUUAUUGGACUCUGUUGAACCAUGUGUGUAUCAAAAUUCAAAUUUCCAUCUGUUAUUAAGUACAUUCUAAUUUCUGCUCAGUGAGUUUCUAAUUGGAACUUGGUGUGGAGUGAAACAGGCAAGGAAAUCGCAACAUAUGGGAGGGGGGACAGAUUUAUCUGAUAUGCUCAAAUGAACAAAACAAGAGUUCUUUCGUUCUUCAGGGCCGUUUUCUUUCUUUUAAUUACUUCGUUGUCUGAUUUAUUCCACAACUUGUAGACAUACAGUUUAAAGUUGAAACUGAGAGUUGUUAUCCAAGGCCAACUAAGCGCAUUGGGAAAAAGAAAAAAUCAUAUAUUAUACGGAUACUGUAGAUAUAAUCAGUGAGAAGACUUUAACCAGUGAACUUAAUUCAGAGCAUACUUUCAGUGUAGACUUGAAAACAUAGAUAACUUGUUCAGUGUAAGACUAAAACAAAAACAAAAAACCAUUGAGCCACUACUGUAUACUUGCAUCUUUUUGUAUCAUAAUUUGAUUUUAUCCUAAGAACAUUUCUAACCUUAGAUAGAACUGCAUGAGAAAAAAUACGUGGGAGAAGGAUGUAGAAUAUUAUCCAAGUCAUUUCCACAAUCUGUCCCUUUUUCCCCAAUGGGGAUUUAAAACCCAAUUCUAAAAUAAGCUUUAUUUCUGUCAUGCUGUGCACAUGAUAGCUAAUUAAAAAAUCAGUACCUCUCAUACGUUUAAUUCAUCACAUUUACUCAUCGUUUCUUUAGAGCAAUCCCUUUAUACAUUUUCACAAUUGCCAAAAGUUUUUUUGUGUGUGUCUGAGCACAACUGUAAGCAAUGAGUAACUUCAACUUUGCUUUCUUUUCUUUAAUGACCGUUCAGGUUGAUAUCAAGGACCACAGUUGCCUUCUGAACUUAAGAGUGAGACUGACAAAUCCAUUCAUUUUCAUACUAAAUUUAGAUCCUGCCUUUUCUGCAAGGAGCUCAAGGCAGCUUCCCAGUUCUCUUUCUGCCCCCCAUUUAUCCUCACAGCAACCCUGUGAAGUGGGUUAUACUGAGAGUCGCCCAAAAUCAUCCAGUGAGUUUCAUGAUGGAGUGGGAAUUUGAACCCUGGUCUUCCAGGUCCUAGUCUGACACUCUGGUUCUGCAUUUAAAAUGUGGAAGACUGGUGUGAGUGCAACUUGUACUUCUGUUUCCUUUGUUUAUCUGUAAAAUUUGGAAUAGCUCUAAAGGAAGCUGAGGUCUUCUGGAUGAUGUUGGACUCCCAUCAUCCUUAACCAUUAGCCAUUAGAAGCUGAAGCCCAACAACCUGCUGGGGGGGGGUAAGGAUAAUAAUAAUAAUAGUAAUAAUACCUUUAUUGUCAAUGUACAACCUGUGUACAAUGAAAUUAACCGAGUCUCCCUCCCCCCCAACACUCAGUCUCAUUGCACUCUGUGUACUUGUCGCACAACACACCAACCCCAAAAGUCAGUUGCACUAUAUUAUUUUCCAUUCAGCAGCCUAACAGCCCACGGAUAGAAACUGUUUUUUAGCCUGUUGGUACGACUGAUUAUACGUCUAUAUCUCCUGCCUGAGGGUAGAACAUUAAAGAGGUACUGGCCGGGGUGUGAAUCGUCCCUGAGAAUUUUUCUCGCUCUCCUAAGGCAACAGUCCCCUUGCGAUGUCAUCUAGCGGGCUCAGGGGACAGCCCAUGAUAUCAUGUGUUGUGUUCACCACCCUCUGUAAAGACUUUCUGUCCGUGGCUGUCGAGCCAUCGUACCACACUGUACCACACAUAUGAGAGGACACUUUCUAUUGUGGACCGGUAGAAGGAGGUAAAUCAAUUGUUGUUUAACAUUGUUCUUUCACAAGACCCUGAGAAAAUGGAAUCUCUGUUGGGUAACAGAGUUAUAUUGAGUUUCCAAGUGAGGUCUUCACUAAGGUAAACUCCCAGGAAUUUAAAGGAAGAGACUGUCUCCACACAAUCCCCCAAUAUACAAUGGGGCUAAUUCCCCUCUCUUCCUCCGAUAACUUCUGUCUGCCCUACAGUACUUCAGACUGUUAGCUUUUAAGUUGACUUCCAGUCAAAUGUUUCUGGCCUUUGAUGUGGCCAGAAAAGAUGAAGUCAGCACCACUGGACUUUGGGUGAGAGUCAAGAUGAAUGUUCAGCAUCUAUUCUACCAUUUUCCUACUAAGCCACAAGGAAGAAGGUGCUGCAUCCCAGAGAAUGCUGGUGCUUACACUGUACAUUAAAGUGAAAACUUUACUAACUCUACCCAAACAAUAGGCAUAGCUGUUGUUUGUUAAUUCAGACAUACCAAGCCAUGAUUAGGGUUUGCAAACCCACAUUACACUACAGUUCCUUGCCUCCUUUUCUUUUUCAGCUUAUCACACACUAUGGUUUGUCAAUUCGGACAUCACGCCAAGCCAAAGUAAAGCAUAAUUAAUCAUGGAUUGGCAUGAUGGCUGAAUUAGCCCAACACGAUCCUGACCCAACAGAAAUGCCUGUUGUUUUCUUAGUGUCAUGCAUUGUAAUAUUGCUGAGCAUUGGCAGCACCAAAAAAAAAACAACAACCCUACAGUAGUAGCAAGUAUUGGCAAUGGCAUUUCUGACUCACUCACAUUGAAAUAAAGGGCAAAAGUAAAAAGAUUCCUUGUGUUAGUAAUUACUGUUAAUUUCUUUGGGUUUUUUUAAUAUUUUAGCCAAUUUUGCCCAUAUUUAUAGAAAAGUCAAUAUGCACAGUGUAUAUGUAGCUUGAGUAAUUUCACUGUUGUGAGUACAGUGGUGCCUCGCAAGACGAAAUUAAUCCGUUCCGUGAGAGUCUUCGUCUAGCGGUUUUUUCGUCUUGCAAAGCAAGCCCAUUGACGGAUUAGCGCUAUUAGCGCUAUUAGCGGUUUAGCGGCUAUUAAAGGCUUAAAGGCUUAGGGGAUUAGCUGCUAAAAGGCUAUUAAAGGCUAUUAAAGGCUUAGCAGAUUAGAUAAAGGGGGAAAGCGAAAAAAAUCUCAAGACUCGCAAGGUAUUUUCGUCUUGCGAAGCAAGCCCAUAGGGGAAUUCGUCCUGCGAAGCAACUUCAAAACAGAAAACCCUUUCGUCUAGCGGUUUUUCCGUCUUGCGAGGCAUUCGUCUUGCGGGGCACCACUGUAGAUCUUUCUGCAAAUCCUAAAAAGCCCACAGUAAUUAUUUUUUCACACAAAGAACCAACAUAGAUGUGAUUUUCCCUUUGCCUAACCCAUAUUAAGAGUUUCUGAUUACUGACAGGAUCUCGCCACUCCCUAUAUAUAUUGAUUGUAUAUAAGUCUUAUAUUCCAAUGCUGGUUUUGUAACCGGAUUUGUAAUGGCUUUUAGUCAAAUACAAUAAAUGAUUGAUUGAUUGAUUGAUUGAUUGAUAGAAGUCUUAUGUGAACUAGAUUCAAAUUAAAAGGAAGCAGAUGUUAAAAGUUGGAAGAUAGAGAUGGGAAUCUAAUCAGUUUAAUGUCUUGGUUACGAUGCUUUCAUUUGAUCAAUUAGCAAAGUGUUUGGGCAUUCUCUAAACUGGAUUAAUAAGCAUCUAAAAUAUACUCUGUGAUUAGGUAUUAGGUUUUUGUAUAUUUAACCAUUGGAACAUGCAAAUAUAUCAUCAGAUGGUUACCACUGAGUUAAUUAAUUAUACCCAUAGACCCUUGACUUAACAGCAUUGUUGAGUGCAAGGGUGUGAGUCUUCAUAGUCUUUAUACUCUGCUGAAAGCAUACUAUAUUCUGCCCAUUUCCCUUAUGAAGAUUUUUUAAUAUAUAAUUUAUUGCUAUGAGUUAGGAUGCUGCCUUAUAACAAGUCAGGCCUUUGGCCCAUCUAAGUCAGUAUUGUCUGCACUGACUGGCAGCACCUUUCAGUCUGGGAGUCUUUGUGUCUGCCAUGCCUCAUCUGCUUUGCAAAGCUGUCUUGGCUCUUUUGCCUUUUAAAUUGUUGUAAGGGAAGGGAAGGGAAGGGAAGGGAAGGGAAGGGAAGGGUGUCCACCAUUAAAGGCUCCAGGCAAGUGUGACAUUUUAUUAGUUCUGCCAUAGAGGAGGCAGCUGUGUCUUGUCUGUUCACUGAUCCUUGAUGUGCCUGGGAUCUGCGAAGUUGACUCAUUCUGUCUCUGGUAGAAAAUUUGACUCCUGAGAUUAGGCUGUGGGCUAUUACCUUUUAACUCACUGUCUGCUAAAGCAGCGUGAAAUUUAGUUGUAACCCCCCCACCCCCAAACAGCCGUCGUAUCCUGGAUGUUAAAACACCUAGCCAAAGGAGGAACAACCAUCAGUCAAAUUUCUUAACCCUGAAUCACAAAAGAGUGAAGUUUAACUCCGCAUCUUGAAAAUAUGGGAAGUCUAAAUCCGUGCCUUUCAUGGGAUGCCCUGGACCUGAAACAAAAGUGAAUCUCCAAUACUUCUGUAAUGGCUGCUGCCAUCUGGGUUGUUGUUUUUUUGUCUGCUUCAGAAGGCUGCAGCUCAGUGUAGAGCAAAGCUGUUUCACAAGCACAGCAGCCCAGGUUCAGUCUCUGGGGUCACGGGCUAAGAAGAAUCAAGUAGCAUCUGCCCUUGAAGAGCAGAUGCCAAGCAAAGUGCCCUGUACCCUGCGUCUGACUCAGAAUAAGGAAGCAUCCGAUGCUGCUGAACUUGUUUUUAACAGCAUGUUCUCUUUCUUACUGGCCUGAGAAGAAGAGGUGUAAAUCUUCCUCACUCUCCUCUCUGCAGUGUGUUCUGUUCAGCUUUCUUCAUUCAUCCUCUGUGUUAUCUGCCUUUCAUUGCAGGCUUCUGGCAGUAGCUCAGUGCCAGAGUACAGACUGCUAGACAAUCUGCAGCAUCUUUUCAAACACCUUCUCACUCUGCAUGAUGUGUGACCCAUCACACACACACACACACACACACACACACACACACACUUGCAUUCCCUCCAGUGACAGAUUCUGCUGCAGGAAUUCUUUUCAACACACCAGCCUCUUUGUUUUCUGUCUUCUGUAGGGAGAUACAGUACCUUGGCAACUUUCUGUGUUAAACUACCCGGGGAACAAUUUUUGCUAUCAGGCAGAGCAAUCUGUCUGGUUAACUUUUCUGAGAAGCUGAGCCCCGUGUGCUCACUCACUCUCCUCACCCUCCAGCUUCCUGUUGCUCCUUUUGCUUAGCAGUGGCAUGGGUGUGGAAGGCCUGCAGAAGGAGAAAGCGUGUCCUGCGUGGGGUACGUUGGGGCAUCUGAAAAUUCCUUAUAUAGCUUUUGAUUUUGAAAACCUUUUCAUCUGAGAAUUGAGAACUAUCUUAACAGUUGUGUGAGGCAUCACCCACUGGUGAUGGUGGGGGGGUGUACAGCUAUUCAAAAAGUGCCGCCUCUGUUUCACAGGCCAAUCCUUGGUUUACAAAAGUAGGGCAACAACUUCAGUCAAGUUCUCUGAUGAAUAAAAUCUUUGGUCCCUGGAGGGGACUUAACCUGCACUGCCGAUCCUUCAGUGAGCAGUGGUUGACUCCUAUGGUUCAGUAUACUUGAUUUUUGUUUGGGAACCUGGCUUGCAGGCGAGUUAAGAUCUGAACCAACUAUAGUCUGCUGCAUUCAGAGGCAACAGCAGAUAGUGGUUUGGCACUAAGUGGAAACAGAAGCUUCUGAUCUCUCCUGUUUGGGGACAAGUAGGAGGUAGCACACAAGCCCAAGGCUAGUUGCUACUCGUGUCAACAUGGUUUGACAGAUUGUCUGAAUGCGGCUCUCUCUCCAUUCCAAGCAGCGUUAGGCAACAAAGCUCUUUGCUGUCAUGCACAGUAUGAUAAGAUUUCAGAAAUGCUGAUAGACAGAAUAAGAUUAAUUAUUACUUCAGCAUAUUUGCAUGUGUCAGGACUAAUUAGUAUGUUCCUUUUUAUUAAGUUGCAAAGGAGUGCAAGGAGAUGUUGAGUUAUACUUGACAUUUCUGUGCCAUACAUGAUUAUGGACACAUAUGCUUCUGAAAAGGAACACAAUUAUUGUUUCUGGAGCAAAAGAGCAUUAGCAUAAUUAAUUUCUAUAACAUAAUUCUAAUCCUUGUAAGGUUUUCCGUAUCGUCCUGUUGCUGUCAAAAUAACAUUUUACUUUGUUACUUUUUCAAUUGCCCUGGACUCUUGUGAGGAAAGGUGGGGAUAGAUGAUGAUGAUGACUGAGGAUUUUGCAAGACAUCAGGUCUGGAUGUGUGAUUGAAUGUGUGGUUACAUAUUAGAAUGAACAGGACAUCCAUAAUGCAAGUCCUCCUUUCUUUAGACCCAACAAGCUAUGAUGCUUGCAGGAAAAAGAAUCUUGUGGGGUCAGAAGAACACUGAGGGAUAGUCAACCAAGUUACUCAUGGUCAUUAACUUAAUGCCCUACUCCGAGUUAAAGUUAGUUGAAUGCAGCCCAUUGCUAUUAAAUACCCUCAUCACGUAUACUUGGUUUUACAGUUGUAAGUGCUUUCCUUUUUCUCUUAAUGUAGGUCUUCUGCACUGGGUGAAACUGAUAGACAACUUUGAUGCAGAAUAUGAAUAUGUCACCAAUGAGGGAACUGUGUUCACCUUCAAGACAAACCGUCAUGCUCCAAAUUAUCGACUAAUUAACAUCGAUUUUAGUGACCCUGAGGAAUCCAAGUGGAAAGUGCUGGUUCCUGAACACGGAAGAGACGUUCUAGGUAAGAAUAUUAAGUUACAAAGGAGAGACGCCACUACUAUUUUUUGUAAUAACCCAGAAGGACUUUCACCUUGAACCAACAAUCUCUUAAGUUUAAGAAAUGUUGUGAGAUGGAAUUGCAGGUUGUCUUUUAACAGCAGUUCUUCAACCAUGGCAUAUGAACCACAAACAAGUAGCGCACAGUGAAACUGAAUAGUUGUUUUAAGUUGUAUCUGACUAAGUAAUACUCAGGGUAGGCCCAUGGAAAUCAGUGUGCUCAGAGUAUGGCUUAUCUGGAUGGUGCAAAGAUGGGGCAGUGGCGAGGCUGAAGUGAUCUGGGUGCACCAAGAGAGCCAGUCCUGUGUGCCUUCAUAAUCCCAUCCAGGUAAGCAGCAGCAAUGCUGGUGUUGGGAAGGUGUCCUUACAGCACCGCACAACCAGCUAAUUCUCUUUUAGGCACUGUGGGGGGAAAUCUUCUCCCACCCAAUUGCUAGAUUCCUGUAUACCAGAACUGCAGAAAUUAUAAUACUCAAAUUGUGUGAGAGCGCUUUAUUCCUAAAGAGCAACUUGUCCUGAUGCUAACAGGCCAAGCUGCCGUUGUGUCACAUUGCUUUAGUCUCUUCCCAGAUUUGCCUUGGAAAGAAAUAAUUGUAUCAGAAGGCAGUUAAUAAUUUAUCACUCUGAAGGCUUUGCAGUCAAGUUAAUUUUUGAUUUUACCUGAUAAAGAUGACAUAUUAAUGAAGUGCCUUCUGCAAAAACAAGAUGUGUAAGAAUUCAAAGGUUAAAUGGUUACGUAGCAUGAAGUGAUUCAUUGCUGUGGCUUAAUCAGCACUUGACACCACUGCUCUCAAAUUCUAGAUAGCACAAUGGUUGUAAACAUUCCUCUUUAGCCCUUUUCUAUGUUUAUUUAAGCACACAGACUAAGGCUUCUUUUUCUGGUUUAGCACUUUUAGGAGACAUCUGAAGACAUCUGAAGGUUUAGGGAAGCUUUUAAUGUUUAAUAGGUUAUUGUAUUUUAAUAUUCUGUUGGAAGCCGCCCAGAGUGGCUGGGGAAACCCAGCCAGAAGGGCAGGAUGUAAAUAAAAUAAUAAUAAUAAAUGAAAAACAUGAAAACUACUCCGUUGCCACUAUUUUGAAGUGCCUUGGGUGUUUUAUAUUGUGAAACCUUUCCCACAUCUCAGGCAAAAUAAAUGCAAAGUACAUACAAAUGGAAGGCCUACUGAUCUGCAAUCCAAUCCCAAACAUGUGUACUCAGAAACAGAGCCAACUGAUGGCAGACGUAGGCCCCUAACCAAGCCAAAGUUAGUAGUGGCCAAAUCACAUUUAAAACAGUGGAACUGAUGUCUUCCAUUAGUAGUUGUAGCUGUGUAGCUCAGACAAAUCCACCGUAUCCAUUGUUGGGACUUACUCCUUAGUAUGUUUAGGAAUGAAGUUUUGGUCUUUGCUAAAAAUGGGUUUUAAGACUGAUUCACACUAAGAUGUUUUGCUCCCUACUGGAUCAGUCUUUGGUAUGCUCACGUGGGCACACACUGCAUGUGAACUGGAAAGUUGCAGCUACAGCCAGCAACAUCAGUUCAUAGAAAGUGGCUGUAAGCCAGGUCAGGCCAUUUCUCCCAUCUGUCCCAGUAUUGUCCACUCUGUCUCUCCAUCAUCUCCAGGAGAGGUCUUUCCCCUCUCCUGCUCCCUGAUCAUUUAAGCUAGGAGUGCGAGGAAUUGGAACGUCCUUCAUGUAAGCCAAAUGCUUACACUUCUCCAGCUCUUUUUAUUGUGGGGAGUUCUGCUGACUACAGCAGUGACUGCCUGGCUGACACAAGAUAUUGUCCUCAUACCUGAGGAUUUGGGGAAGUGUUUGCAUGUAAAGGAUACGCCUUCUGUGAACCAGCCCUUGGUGAGAGUUUUCUAUUAAGUGUCCAUUGCCAUGUUCCAAUGGGGCAGGUAUACCAUCAGUCUUGUAGUGGUCUUGAUUCCUUUAACAGCAACUUGAGAAAUCUAGCUUUGCAUCACCAUCUCCUGUUUUCUGUAGGCUGGGCUGCCAUCAGCAUCAACACAGAAGUAUUACCUCCCCAAUCCUCCCCCCCCCCCCAAUAGUAUUGCUUAGAUAACAAUACACUGUUGUUAUGCUUUGCAGUAGCUACUGCUGCUGAACAGCAUAAUGUUUAGGCAAAAACUGCUCUCAUUGAUGAAAGUGUAGAAAUGGCAAAAAGAUAUCCCAGUUUUCUCUUUCACCUGACAGAUUGUUAUUUUUUUCCUACCCCAAAGCACAAAACAAGAGUUGGGUUAUAAGGAGAGGUUUCACACAGAGUUGAGAUAAAUUUAGAAUGCAAUUCUGUGAAUUGAGAAGCGGGGGGAACCAUAGAUUUUGAAAGGCAGCUCCAGGAUAUCUAAAAUUCAUGAAGGUCAGAAUAUUUGUUCCUUUUAGAGAGCUUUUUUUAAAAAAGAUGAUUGGCAUUAUUUUCAGAUAUUUUUCAACCUUGCUUUUUUAUCUAAACACCUUAAUACUAACAGAAGCUGUUAGAGAAGGUUCUGCCUGAAUAGGCAGUGUUUUCUUGUUCUGCAGCAUAAUUUUUAUUUGCGAGUCGCUUUUAUCAAUACAAUUUGUGGCUAGAGAUUAAAGCACAUAUUUUUGGCAGGUGUAUCUGUAUCCUUCCACUUGCCAUUCAGGAUUUCCAUGCCCCUGAAACUGGAACUCUCUGAAAAUGAAGAGUCCCUGAAUUCAGACAACCCCUUGUUCUUGUACUGCAUCCUGUGCCAAGCCAACUUAGUUAUUUGUCUGUCUCCCUGUGAUAAAUAAAAUUGCCAUUAGGCAGGUUCUCCUGCUGUAAGUAAGGAGAGAUAUGGGCACAGUCGCUGCAGUGAUGUCCUGUGUUUAGAGCUUACAGUACUAUAAAAAGAAGCAAUUAUUUCCUUUCCUUUCUCCCCCAUUUUGUCAUUAUAAAACAACCUGUGUUUUUGUUUUGUAAUUCUUUUUUCUUUUUCUUUUGGUUGGUCUGGUGGGCAAAGAACGCUAGUUGAACUAAGCCAGAAAUUACUGCAAAAUGUUUUGUAUGAUAAGUUAUUUAUGGAAUUGGUUGAAAAGAAAAUGGGAUAACUUGCUUCAGCAGUAGCAGUCUUUGAGUAAAUAAGAUGUGGUUAUGUUUUUCGGUGGUCUCUGUCUGUCUCCCUUCAAUCUAACAUUCCUAAAUUAAUAAUCUGAUUUAGCUGCCUACAGAGUCUUGAUGUUGAAUGGAUAGUAUAUAAAUUUUAAAAGAAUUAAAGUUGUUAAGGUUCACUGGAGAAUUAAUGCUACCAAAUCCUGAAGGGAUCAGAUUUGGGCUGUGACAGUGUGUGCUUCCUGUCUGAGAGAUGUGGUGCCCUCACUAUCCAUAGCCAUGGUUAGCCAUGUGAAGUGCACUGACGUUAACAUUGCUUAAUGUCAAUAAAUCCUCUUUAAGAGUGAGCCCUGGUUAGUGUAAAUCCCUAUUGAUGUAAGAGGCCAGCUGUGGUUAAGGGUUGUGGGGAAAAUAUUUUGACUUACCUUGCACUCCUUCACUCUCUGCCAUGAGUAAGGGGUGCACCAAGAGUGCUAGGUAUGUGUUACGUAAUCCCUCUGUGAUAUCAGUAAUGCAGAUCACAAUGCAUCUUUGCUUCAGUUGUUUUAUGAGAGAACAGAUGUAGGCUCUUUCUACAUGCUGAGUAUUCCCACAAGUUGUUAACUUUGCCGGACCCAGAUGGGUUAUCUGAAAGUUUCAUUAAUAACAAUGUAGAAUACAUACAGACAGUCUGCCAUAUGCUUGCUUACAAGCCAGCAUUUCAUGUUCUUGCUUACAGUACGUAAAACAACUACAUUUACGGGUCUGGAAAGCUUUCAGAAUCUAAUUGAACUUGUGUUUUUGCUUAGGGCCAAGCUACAUACUACACUUAAUGCACAGUAGACAGCUUUCUCUUUUUCUUCUUAAAUACAGGCAUGCUCCCCCCACCCCCACAGUUACCAGGAUCAUGAUGCGCAAGGAAGGGAAGCUUAUUCCUUCCUUCCUCAGCUACAGCCCCUCCCCAGUGUAGCUACAAAGCUUUGGCACCUGCUGGAACCUUUGCUCUAAAGUCACAGCCAGACCCUACAUUAAAGCACACUUAUACUACUACAACUAUCAUAGCUUGCCCCAGAAGAAUUCUGGGAACUGUAGUUCACCUUUAACAGAGCUACAGUUCCCAGCACCCUUAACAACAAUUCCCACCGUCCCCAGGAUUCUUUGGAUGGAAGCAGCAGAGUGUUUUAAAUGUAAGGUUUGGGUGUGACCUAAGCAUCAGAAAUGUGCAGGGUUUUUGGGGGGGGGCUGGGGAAUCAUGGCUUUGGGGGGGGUUAAACCCCUCCCCCUGCAUUGUGAUGCUGUUCAGUUCGGUCCUUAAUCUGUAAUCAGAUUAAAACAAAUGAUCUUGUGCAUGAGGUUUAAAGUGUUUGGCCCUUGGAUUUAAGAGCUAAGGAAAUCUAUAUAACUGUUGUGUAUUUUUAAACAAAGUGACUUUAGGUGUGUUCUGUUUUGGUGAUGUUUACUGCUUAUUCUGAAAUGGACUCUUUCCCUUCCUGUGGACAGAAUGGGCAGCUUGUGUCAGAUCCAACUUCCUAGUCUUGUGUUACCUCCAUGAUGUGAAGAACGUCCUGCAGCUUCAUGACCUUACCACUGGAGCUCAUCUCAAGACACUCCCACUGGACGUUGGCAGCAUUGUGGGAUAUAGUGGCCAAAAGAAAGACAGUGAAAUAUUUUAUCAGUUUACUUCCUUCUUAUCACCUGGUAAGUCUGUUUUGCCUUUGCGUUAUGUUCUGGGCAGCUUCACACAUGACACUUCCCAUACACAAAUGUUAGUCAAGUCUAGGGAAAUUCUUUUUGCAAGAACCUAGUUCACAAGUCUCUUAUUUUGGAACAACUUGUAUCACAUGCUUGGUGGAGCAUGGCAGCAGGUUGUCACUGUGUACAUGCAGAGUAUGGAGUGUUUGCAAUACCCAAAGAUCUUGCAGAAUUGAAUCAUGUCUGUGUGGCAAAUAACCCCGCUUUUUACUGAAUGAUAUAUUGAGAUAUAUAUAUACUGAAUGAUAUGUUGAAAGGACCUGUACUUAAGUGGUGCUCUCAUUCAGCCUAUUGUGCAGAUUAAAUCAAUCCCAUAUUCAACUGUAAGAUUCUUAUUCGACCAUAUGGAAAUCUGGCUUUUGUAAAAUAACAAUUUUGACAAUAGAAUGAUAACAAUGGAAACAGUUUGUGUGCCUCUUGAGUGUUGCAUCAAGGAUGACUGUCUAUAAAGUCUAAACCACCAAUGAUUUGUGCUCGGUGUUUAUUGGGGACCAGUUACCAUCUUCAUAAACAGUUUGCCAAUUAGUGCCUUGUGCAAUCUUUAUUUUUCAUAGCUUUCUGAAAAGCUUUAUUCAUGGUGAUUAGUUAAUGCUUCUUUUUAAAUCCUGUAAUUAGUUUACCAUAUUAGUUUUCAAUAUAGAGAAAAGCAAAAGGUAGUGAGGGAACUUAACCGAUUCUAAAACCUGCUUAUUUACAUUUUGGGAAGAAGGCGGUAUUUUGAUGUAAGGAAGUGAUGUGGUCAUUGGACAGAGUGGUAUGGCUUGUUUAUAAAGUCAGUCAAAUGAUAAGAUGAAGUUUUGAUUUUUAGACAAUACUGUUUCUUCCUGUGGGUGAGAUAUUCCAAGUUCAAAUGGCUCCCCGGCUAAAAAAUACAAGCCUCUCUGCACAUAGCAUGCCAUGGAGAAGGGUUCAAUAUUUCCUCCUGCUGUUAUACUUUCUAUAUGCAGAGAGACCUUUGUGUGUGCACAUAGAACAAUUUAAACAAGCAGUUUCCCACCAUUCAGACGAGCAGCUCGAAGGAGUACAUUUCAGAUAAGGUUGUAUAACACCACACUGCUCACUAUAUAAAUGCUUGUCCAUUUGUAAAGAAUUAAGUGGCUGUCUCCAAACAGCUCUGAGGGCAGUUAUUGUGAAACUACUGCCUAUACAAAAGAUGCUACAUAAAUGGAUAAAGGGGCUCUUUCUCCAGUAUUCACUUCAUAGGUAGCCAUAAUACCUUGCACUAGGCUUUUGUAAACAAUCGUGGCAGUGGCCACAUUAAUAAGCUGGAAGAUGUCGACAUAAGAAAAGCCUCAGUGACCCAUCUAGUCCAGCAUGCAGUCUGUUCCCAUGUGGCUUUAUCAGCAUAGAUUUUAAAGGACCAUGGCUUUUUAGCAAGAAAGCUUACUUUGUGUUUUCAAAGCCCAGUAGUAGGAUCAGUGCAUGGACUUUGUUCUUUUAACACUGUAAUUUACAGAUUAGUUCUUGUGCCAAGGGCAUCUGAGCAGACAAGCUUGAAAAUUGCAUUCUUCUUCAUUCUCCUGAAUUGGUUGGACAACAAAUUUGUUUCCUCUUGAUAGCCUCAAGUUGUGGUUCCAUUUCUGGUCUCCUUCAGAUAGGGGGUGGGAAGGAAAAGAGAGGAAAGAAGUCAGGAAGCUGCUCUUAGCUGACUGCAGUUGUGCCAGCAACAUUUAAUCAUCUUCUUUCUUGCACUCAGUUUCUGCUUUGCACUUCUUGUAGCCGUGUGUUUCAACACUUGCAGAAGUGUUACGGUGUCUUAUGUUGUUUUAUAGAAUGAUGGCUUGUGCUGCCAACGUUGUAUUUUUGAACAUUUGUUAGUAAACUGCUUUGAACAUUUGCAGAGCCGGGGCUCUGACAUUCUGGUUCCAGCCUGGUGUCUUGCAAGAUGCUGACUACCAGCAGCUCUUGUUAACUGUGAAGAGCUCUUGUUCCUUAUCACCCCUUGAUACUCAGCCCUCCCACCCCCCCAAGAAAGCCAGACAGACGCUAGCAAAAUCCUCAGAGUUAAGGAAGCAUCGUAAAAUCAAAAUACAUCAACACACAAAUGAGGCUGUGUGAAAAUCACUGCAGCAGUGAGAAAUGUAACUGCAAGAAAGGAACUGUAUUAGCAACAAGAUAUUAGUUGAAAGCCAGUUUUCCUUAAUUAUGGUCUUUUAGACAAAGAUGGGUGCCCAUUUCAGGGUCUAGGGCCACAUUCCCUUGGGAGAAAGUGGUUGGGGUCUACCCUGGGAUCAUACCUUGCAGCACACCCUAUAAAGAAAGUAAAAAGUAGGUUAUAUUGUUAUGUUAAAGGGGGAAAGGUGCAGGGGGAGGUGGAUAGGUGAUCUAGGACUUAACAACACAACUGAUUGCACAUAAUAAUUCAUUAUUGGCUGUCUAUCCCUCCCAACUAUCAGCACUCCCAUUCUUUCCUCUCCAAGAUGGAAACUGAAACAGCCAUUGAGUAUGCUGCACCUAGUAAUGUCCUAAGUUAGUUGUUCUCUUGUUUCCCACUUUCUGUGACCCUUCCCUCCUCAACUGGGCAGAUGACUAAAUACAAGCCCAGCAUACAAUAAAAAAGAGGACAAAUGCAGAGUGACGCAACAUGUUCUAAGCAGGAAUGCCCAUCACUUGUGUCUGUGCCAAAAACGUCGGCUGUUGACCUAUUAAGCUCAGCUCUGCUAAGGGGAAACCAGUUGUAUGAGAAUGGAAGUAUUUUUUUAUGCCACCCAUCCAUCAUGUUUCCAGGGCAGUUUGCGAAGCUACAGACUGGAGAAGCUAGAUGAAGUAGGUCUGGGGUGGAUGGCAUAUUGCUUGUAGGGAUACCCUCCUCAGGCCCCUCAGCAAAUGUGGGUUAGGAAUCUAAAUUCAUUUAUUUAUUUUUAUUUACCCCCUUUAUAUUCCAAGGAUCUCAAGGUAGUGUACAUGGUUCUCUUCCUCCCCAUUUCAUCCUCACAACAAUCCUGUGAGGUAGCUUAGACUAAGAGAUAGUGACUGGCCCAAAACCACCCAGUGAGCUUCAUGGCUGAGCGGGGAUUCAAACCCUGGUCUCUCAGACCACAGUCCAACACUCUAACCAUUGUAAAUGGUAGAACGCCCUUGUUGAAAUGGUUAGUUUACUCUUCAUUUGUUUGUGAUUUAAGGAAGGGCCAUUAAUAAGGAAAGCAAUUACAAAAUUGGCCUUACUUUAAAAGAGUAUUUUUUAUCAUUCUUUCUUCAUGUAAAGCUUGCUUUAUGCAGACAAGUAUUAAGUACAUUCGACUGUGAGAGCCUUGUGAGCAAAUGGAAUUUAUUUCAAGGAGAAAUGUCCAUGUACAGCAAGUUUAGAAAUUACUAAAAAAGGAAGAAUAGGAGCCCAGGAUUAUAUUUGCAGUGCAUAAUCCCCCCCCCCAAAGUAUGCAAAAAUGUAGCAAGGCAUUUUUGAUCCCUAACAAUCUGUGUCUUUGCUGGAUCCCCGUACAUUGCUUUGAACUUACUGUUAAACUUUGGCAAUUGAAAAGCCUGCUGAAUCGGAGCUGACUGUGUGUCAGACACUAUUUUGAUGAGCAGUUCUGUCAUACUUGUAGCACAAUACACUCUGCCCAGUUUUGUGUUCAGAACAAAAUAAAAAUAAAAAGGCAGCUUAUUCACUAUGUGACAUAUCACUGUUCGGGCAAUUAAACACAAAGAGUAGAUACCAGCUGUGUUCACAGACCACAUUAAACCAUAGCUAAUGCUUCACUAUGUUGUAGGAAAUGGGAAAAUGUUGACUUGGUUUGGAGGGCUGAGCAGGGAAAGAUCAGUCACCUGAGAAUUCUACAGCAAGAUGAAAGGUCACAACUGAGUGUACAUUUAAUGGCAUAUCAGGAAAUUUCAAAGGUGUGCUCUACUCACUUUUUGCAGGGUAUGUCAUUAAAAACAUAGCAUCCCAUUUCAAAGCCUUUCGUUAAUAUGAGGCCAAGGAAGAUUAAAGGUGAUAUUACUUGAUGGUGAGGAUACAAAGUGUUGAUUCCUAAGUGCAUCUUAUGCAAAAGCCAGAACGCCUUGGGGCUUUCUAGAGGGGAGACGAGUGUUUCAACUACCAUUUAAUUAUAAAGAAAGAAAGGAAAAUUUGAGCUACUUUUUGAAAUGCAAGAUUUCUAGCAGAAUUCAUCAACUAGGUCCACGGGGAAAGACUUUGCAUCAGCUAAAAAGUUAAGCAUUGAUAAAUUAUUAUUCAAUUGUAUUUUCAAAGCUUCGUGUGUGUGUGUGUGUGUGUGUGUGUGUGUGCGCAUGCGUGCGUGCGUGCACACACAUGCACACAAACACACACACGUGAGUAUUGUAGGGUGAUGCUUGAUUGCUUAUACAGCCUGUUCGUUGGUAUACCAAUAAUAGCUACAGACUCUUGUGAAUUCUGUUCAGUGAGUGACCAACUUGAAUCACGUUUUCAGGUAUUAUCUACCACUGUGAUCUGACCAAAGAAGAACUGGAGCCAAGAGUUUUCCGAGAGGUCACAGUGAAAGGAUUUGAUCCUUCAGCUUACCAAACAGUUCAGGUGAGUAAAGAGCAGUGAUCCUUUCUUACAGAUUCUAAUCAACUGCUGUAAAAGGCUGGCAAGAGUUGCUGUUGGUUACAAUUGAUUUGAAUUUACCUUUUGGUCGAUUUUGCACCCUUACAAGUAUAGUUACAGGAUGGAGCCCAUUAAUUGACAGGACAUUUUGAUCUCAUGCUGAUGGUGACAGUACCCUGUGAAAAUGAAUGUGCCACCUGGGCAGACACCCUAAAGUCCAUACUUUGUGAUUCUGUGGUGUUAAUAACAGUAGCUGGUGUUUGCUAUGAGUCAUGCUGUACUAUCCUAAGAGUUUAAUCUCAAGUGUCCCUAGCUAAUUAUAGUGACUUAAAAGGGAAUCUGGUGAGACUCCUUGAGAACAGGUACUGAAUUUGAAGCAUUUACUUGGAAUUUCAACAGUGCCAGUGCCAGAGGGACCCUGAGUCUACUUUCCGUUUCCACCUUCCCCAGCAGCUUGGACUGCUCCUUCCUUCUGUUCCCUUCCUGACACAGGGCAGUAUCCAACUGAACAGUUAGGCUGCUGCAGCAGCUUUUAAGCUGUGCAGUGUAACUUCCUCACUCUUCCUGUGACACCCCUAAAUCUGCUCUAGGAGCUUCCCCAACUCUCUGGAGUAGAUGGGGCAGAGACAUAAGGCCUGCAGGGAGAGAAGGAGGUCAGGAAGUUACAUGGUGUAGCUGAAAAGUCAUUGCGCUAACGUAACAGUAUGGGUACCAUCCCCUCUUUUUUCGGUUAUUAACGUCCUUCUGUUGCCCUCCACCUGAAAUUCUCACUAUCCCCCUCCCCAAUUGGAGUCAGUUGCCCACCCAGGGAAAUUAGGCUGCCCAUCUUUCUCUGCGCCCCACAGUUCCUUCUUCAGCUCUUAGGAGAAGGCUUACUGGCUGAAUCCUUGCAUAGGUGAAAUUAUGUUAGAAUGAGAAUCCAUAGCAACAUUUUCAUGCAAGUUCCACUUGUCAUUGGCUCUCAGCCAUGAUGGCUGAAAAGAACCUUCAUGAUGCCACACGCCAUUGACUGCUCCUUGCUGGAGGGGAGAAAGGAGACAGUGGGGAGAGGGCCUUGCCUCCAUGUCUAUUUGUGAGCUUGUCUGGAAGCACCUGGUUGGGUACUGUGAGAAUGGGGUGCUGGACUAGGUCAGGGACGGAGAGACUGCAGCCACCCAUCUUAUGAUUCCACUGCAGACAGAUGGGCAAGAGAGAUUAUCAAAGGUGCCACCAUUGUUCCUUAAUACAAGCAUACUGUGUACAUGCACUUUUGUGACCCAUCUUGUGUUUUUGUAAAAAGGACAUGGGUGUGUAACUUUAAUAAGUAUACAGUGUUCCUACAUUCAGUGAGAUGACAGUAAUUGAAUUCAAAUACCCGUGUAAUUAAAGUGUUUCAGUGGGAGGAAAAGCUAAUGGGAAUUUUAGGUGGAAAAUGUUUGUAGAAUCUAAAAUCAUUUCUGUACUUGCCUCAAGUUCCAGUGUUAAAACUACGCAAACGUUUGAAGAAUUCAACAUCAGUUCUUUGAGAUUUGUUUUUGAAAAGGAACCAAUAGUUCUGUCUUUUUGACUGAAGCUUUAAAGUCAUCACUGAUGUGCAAUGUCAACAUUUUUAUGGCUAGGCUGUUUUCAGUACAUUAAACUAGGUAUCUCUAAUAGGACUAAGAAUAUACUCAUGUUGCUAGAACACACAGUAUUAUUGAGACAUAGUAUUUCUGAUAAGCACAAUUAAGCCCAUCAUUGCUAGCAUGGCAUAUAUUAGUAAAGAUUAAAAGAUGUACUGUGAUUCUGUUUUAUGUUGAUGUCUGUUAUUUGAACGCUCAGAAAAUCUUUGAAUAUGUGUAUGCGUGUACAGAAUUGGCAUCACUCUUCCAUAAAGCACUGAGAGUAGAUUAAACACAAAUGUAUAAUUUGAACAAAUUAUUCUCAAAUACGAUUGGAUUUUGUGGCUGGGUGGUGGUUGGUUUGUUGUUGAUGUUUUUGUUCUUUCAUCUGGGUAGAAGAAAGCAACUGAGACAACUGUUUGGCUUUACCUGCUGUGGCAGGGAUGGGGAGCUAGAUAUAAACAGUGGAGCAUCCCCAGUAAACCAGAUUCGACUGUUGGGUGUGUCCGUCCACCUGUCAAAUCACUUUAUGUCACAAAUCCAACCAACAUUCAAAGCACCGACAAUGAACUGAUAUUUGGGUCUUGAAAUGCCCAAAAUCACUUUGCAAGAUCCAAGUUAGCUGACGGUUUGGCCUCGCUUUGCAAGGGGCUAUUCUGAUCAUUGGGCCCUGCAAAGUGUUUUGCAGAAGAUUUUGCAUGCAUUGCCAGUUGUGGGGGGGACGGGGGCGGUUUGUGUUGUUUUUUGAGCAACAAACCAUGAACCUGAGUUCAGCUGUAAUGCUAAGCCAAACCAUGUUCUCCUUUUAACUACUGUUAAGCUUAAAUGUGGCUUAAAGAGACAAGCCAGCCAGGCCUUUGAAUACUAGUCCCCUACUCCCCAUUAUUAACACUGUUUUCCUCCUUAAGUUUAUGUAGGGACGGAGACAAGUUCGCACGGUUCUGUUUAAUUGAGCUUUCCUGUUUGGUAUUGUAAAUCAUUCAUAUGUUUCUUUAGGUAAAAGCUAUGCAUUUUCAGCCCUUGUGAUGAGCCCUGUGCUCAUCAUAUUUAUACCCUAGAGUGAUAUUUCAUCAUAGAUUACACCUCCAGCUGUUCCAGUUCAGAAUUCAGUACAUUUAUUUUGGCAGGCCAAGAUUACAGGUGCUGAAACUGUGUGGUUGAGACCAGUUCAAUUGCUCUUAAUGCCAGUUAAACAGAUACAAAAUGAUAGGCUCCAGGAAUUGUCUGGGCAGUUGUGAACUUCUAUUUAAAGGAAAGUUGCAUGACAGUGUAUUCUAAGGAAUAGCAUAGAUUAAGGGCCAUAUUGUGAAAAUAUAAGAAUAUCAGAGACUUGCUAGAUCAAACCAAAGGCCCAUCUGAUCUAGCAUUCUGUUCUCACAGUGGUAAACCAGAUGCGUAUGGGAAACCCUCUGAAAGGUCUGGGUUGUAUAGUGAACUUAGUAUAGCUCCUUUCUUACUACAUUUAACAAUGUAGACUGGAAUAUUUGUUUAUUCAGGAGUAGAAACGAGAUUAAAAUAAUCUUUGCCCCUUACAUAGAAUUGUAUCAGGUACAGAUGUGGUAAUCUUGACAAGGUUGAGGAUGAGUCAGAACUGAAUUUAAUUGGCAGUUUGUAAGAGAAAUUUCUUCACAAUUAUCUUCCCACACCAUUCUUGGAUCAUGCUAUCCUUACUGGUGUGACACUUUGUGAGUAUUAAAUGUGCAAACUUUUUUUAAAUGAAAAUCUUUUUUCCAUUAAAAAAAAUGUACUAACCAAGUUCCUGAUUGCCCUUAUGGGGGAAAAUAAGAGAUUCAGAUCACAACUUUUAAGGGAGAAUAUAUUGAGGGUUCUUUUUCCUAGUAUCUUUCCAAAUAAAUGGUCUACUGGGAUUCAAAAUUGCCAUGUUCAGUGGUUCUGCAAUCUUGCUAAUGAGCAUCACCCUUAAGAUGACUGAAAAUAUUCGUAUUUCAGAAGAGCUGUGCCUUGCUCUGUUCUUUAGGAAGUUAAUAUUCUGUUGGGAGCUGCCCAGAGUGGCUGGGGCAUGAAUACAAAUAAUAAAAGUAUUAUUAUUAUUAUUAUUAUUAUUAUUAUUAUUAUUAUUAUUAUUAUUAUUAAAUUGUUUUCUGUUGGUGUUUCAACUGUACCUUUUAGAGUGAAAUGGUUACCUAUAGCCUUAAGUAAUAGGCAUCUGCUAAUUUAUUUUUAGCUAACUUAUAAUUAUUGGUUGCCCCCCUCAAACAAGUGGUCUGGUUUUACAUAGGAAGCUGCCUUAUACUGGUGUAUGUCUCCUACGUUGUCUACAUUGACUGCAAGUGGCUCACAAAGAUUUCAGACGUGGUUCUUCCCCUGUCCUACCUGAAGAAUGCUAGUGUUUGAACCUUCACCUUCUGCAUGCAAAGCAGUUGCUCUACCUUUGAGAUAUGGCUCAAAUUCUAGUAAGUUAUUAUGAAUGCAGGUUUAGGAUGCUGCCCUGUAUGCUCAGGCUUGCUCUCUGGAGUUCUGCCAAAUAUGGUAGUUUUCAAGUAGAAAUUAAUUGUUAUAGUGAGAAACGUUUUUCUCUGCCAAAAUUCACCUCUUUCCCCCCUCUCAAUCCUGCUCGGCCUAUCAUAUCUCCAGUUCAGCUACUUCUUCAGAGAAUUUUUUCCCAAGCUGUUACUGCUGCUCCAGUCAGCCUUAAUUAGUCCUAUGGAUGAUCCUAUCCAUUGGAGAUUAUGCACUCUAAUAAUACUGUGCGGCCAAUUAGAUUUAGCCAUCACUGAGGGGGGCAAGUGAAACUGAGGGCAAUCUAAAAUAAUGCAAGUCACUAGAGGAAGGCAUGCUUUUCAGCAAUGCUGAAAAUGUGUGCAAAAAAAGAAAAAAGAUUGUGAGUACUUUCAGCGUAGUGCUACUUCCAUCCAUUUGGGAACAGUUGGGAUGUUAUCUUCUCCUGUUGGCCUUGGUGAAAAAUACAGAAGGCUUUGCCUCUUAGUGUGUGCUGAGUGUUUUGCUAGCACAGGAACAAGAAAUAAGUUUUCUCUAGAAGAAAAUUUAUUGGUUAGUGAGUUUUUUUCUUUCUCUUCUUCCCCAAUUCCGGCAUCUAAGUGCUUCUUAGCCUACUCUUUUCUUGCUGUUGCCUGUUCCUUUUUCUGGGGAAGACCUGUGUUCAUAGGCAAGACCUGUAAAUGUAGUUUUCCUAUUCAUAUUUCUUCAAGCAGUGCUACGACUUCCAUGUCUGUGCCAGUGAACUGGUUCACACAUAACAAUAAGGCAUAAACCAUGGUAAGUCAUAAAUGGAUGGUUUACUCUAAGCAUGCAGUUUACUGAUGCAUGCUGUUCCUUGGUGCCCGCCCCUCUCCUCCCUGCGCCAACUGCCAGGCCAGUAGGAAAGGAACCAGAGUGCUGGUUUGGCAAAUGGCAUUUGCGGUUUGUUUCCUUCAAACCACAAGCAAUAAAGCAAACAAGACACUUUGGCUUCCAUUCAUGGUUUGUUUAGAGACUAGCAAAGCAUAAACACUCAUCUGCACAUAAUGCAAAAGAAGAUGACUGGUUUGCUUCUUCCCAGUGCAGCACAGGAAGGAGAGAGGGAUGCAGUUGAGCCACGGGUUUGUUUUGGACCAUUCCUUGCCCUUAUGUACGAAUAAGACCAUUGUUUUAAAACAAAUACCAGUAAAAACCCCUGGAGGCUUGCAGCCCAAAUUGAAAGUAAGGAAGGACUGGUCACUUCAUGAAUUGUUGUUGAACAUGGUUUUCUUUUCAAACAUCUUGAGGCCUGGGGUGCCCAGAUAAAAUGGAGGAUACAGAUAAUACCAGCAUGUGCAGCUUCUCUUAUUGUUGCAUAAGGAGUUGCACCCACCAAACUUCACUCUUCUGUGCUGCUUUAAAAGUAUGAAUCUGCUUAUCCUGCAUUGCAGAUGAGAUGUCAGAGCACUUUUGUGAACAGGUAAUGUUGGGCUGCAUACCUGCAUGCAAUAUGCCGUGAUAGUUUGGGUAGUAUUUCCAAUUUCCAACUUGUUUCCAAUGAGUAGUGGAAAUCUUGACUGAUGGGUGAGGACAUUGCAAUCUGAGGCUUCAUUCCAAACCUUCAGAUGCCGCUUGUUAAAAGACCGUCCUGAAUGGAAGGAGAUCUGCUUCAAUCCAUACCCAUUGAUCCUAUUGCUCUACAAAUUGCUUACUACGCAGGAAAAGCUUUUUAAUGGCAAUUUAAAUGAAAGCGUUUCCAGUCUUUAAAGUACUCUGAAUAAAGAUGUAUUUUGAGUUUUACUGUAAGUAAUUGAGUUCAUCUUUACUCAUGGGAAGGAUAAAGUCUAUUUGUCCUUUCUUCCCCCUCCGGUAUCAUUUCUGAAAUGCAACAUGGGUAAAACUUUUAUCCUUUUUAAUUGUAGUUUUGCAGCUAACACAAACAUUGAUCUAGGAAUACAGAUUGAUCUUGCCUUUGUGAGUUAACAAUCAACACAUUAUUUCACAUAUUCCCAAGAUAGAGAAGAAUUAUUUCCUCUUACAUUAGCAAGUGGAUCUCAAUUUAUUUUGUUUGACAGUUCAAAAUGUUUCAUAAAAGUGGCAGAACAAAACACUUGCUGAUGGGCAUCUGGGUAAUUAGGAAUAUUGCUCUAGGCAUAGGAUAACCCAUGUGGUGCCCUCCAUAUAUUUUGGGCUACAACUCCCAUAAUCCCCGACAAUUGACUAUGCUCACUGAGGCUAAUGGGAGUUGUGAUACCCUCCAGAUGUUUUGGCAUAUAUUGUCAAUUCCUGCCCUAUGAUGUCUUUUUAUAUAAGCUGGAAUGAAAGCCUUGUUGCUUACUCUGAGGAUCCGCUCUGAGGGUGUAUACACCUCAGUUCAGAAUUAGACUCCCUUCCUCUUCCACUUCCCCUGCAAGCCAAAUCCAAAGGAUUAACUGCAUCCUAAGCAGAAGAAGCCUUCAAACGAACCCUGGAAAUUGUAUGUGAGGCUCCCAGGUACCUGGGAUUCUGACAUGACAACAUUCAGGAAUGAGAUGGGUAGAGUGAGAUGCUCACCAGCAUGGAUUAAAAUCUGAGCCAGAAAAGAACUCUUGAAAAAAUGAUGCUAGAGUUAUGAUGUCAUUGACUAUUAUGAACAUGAUUAGUAGUUUGUACUUGGAAUUAGAAUUAGAAUUCAGUAGUUGAAAACUUGAGCGCAUCACUGUGAGUUCACUUUGUUCCAUGCGAAUUGAAGGAGGGUGAAUCCAGACUGUUCUGAAACCAGCACCAAAAACAUAUCGGUAAAUGUAGCUAGAAUAUCACCUUGGUUCUCAAUUUUAGAGGAAAAAGUUUCACCUCGACAGUAUGGUUUGUCUGAGUGACAUAAUGUAGUAUGUUGUUAGGGGUUUCUUUUGAAUUGGUUUUCACAACUUGGAUGCCGCAUUUAAACUAACAGACAUUAUCAAAAUCCAUCUAAAAGUAGUUUUAGGAAAUGUGGAGCCAGGGAAAGAUAACCUUCUUCCCUAGUUUGAGGGACAGAAAGAGCCAUCUUGGGACAGCUACACCUCUGAGCAGCGCAGAAAUGGGGUCCUCAAUUAUAAUUUGGUCAACGAAAAGGUCUUUGUCUUGGUUGGAGUUAAGGUGUGUGGUUCCAUUCUGGAUGGGAGAAGUAAUGUAUUACGUUGCAAAUCCCAUUAGAGAUCUUUCUUUAAGAGAAGAUAAAUUAUAGAUGGGCUUCUUUGAACUGAGUUCAGUAGUGUUAUGCCAGUCCAACAAACAGUAUUAAAUUAGUGUUAGAAUCUAGCAUAACAGUGCUUCCUUAAUAAAGAAAGGUGAUAUGCUCAGAAGGGUUAUUUAUGCCUGUUAAAGUAAAUUAAAAGCUUUUUGGGUUUUGAAAUUAGAUCUUAAUUGGAAAGUAACAGUCUUUGUUUAGCAGAGCAACUCAAGUUCCAAUCAUUUGUCCCAGCUGCUUACAAAGUCUUUAUAGAUGUCAGUUCCCUGCAUAGUUAAUAUAAUCCUGCACUUGAAAGAGUUCUAUUUAUGCUUAUAUCGUACUGUGCAUAAACAGUUUAUUGAAUGUCUUAAGAAUGCCUUCAAUUUAUGAGUAGGCAUCUAUAGACAACUAUGUUCUCUACAUGGUUCACAAAAAAAUGUAAAACAAUAAUGACGCCAUGUUGUAAUUAAGGAAUCUUGAGUACCACCUGCCUUCUCUCUUAGGCUGAUGGGAAUUGUAGUCCAAAACCUCAGGUUGGGGAAGGCUGUAUUUAGGGCUUUCCAGAACUAGGCAGGGCACUUCCUCCAUCUUGUCAGGAUUCACCUUAAGUUUAUUGGCUCAUCCAGCCUCUAACCAAAUCCAGGCAUUGGUUCAGCAAAAACCACAGCUUUGCCUAACUCUGAUGACAAGGAGAAAUAAGAGCUGGAUGUCAUCUGCAUACUGAUGGCCUCGCUUCAAAUCCCAGAAUGACAUAACCCAGUGACUUCAUAUAGAUGGUAGAAUGCAUAGCGUAUAAAAUAAAAACUUACAGGACUCAAAGGUUAUUUCUUUGCAAAAACACCUCUUACAUGUAACUGUGAUGAUCUCCCAUUCAGUUGUAGCUAGACGUUUAAAACGUGUAGAGAUUUCAUGGUGUUGCCAGUGGUUUGUAUCCUGUGAAGUUGUCCUGUUCCUACAAGGAUUUCCGUUUACACAAUGGAACUUCCUCCCCCCACAGUUGUUCUGGGCUUCCCCCACAGCCAUCCAGAGCAUAUUUGGGGAUAAAUGGAGAGAAGGGGGGGGGGGGUUGUUGGAAUGAAUUCACGACAGACGAGUGGCAGGUGUCAUAUGAGAGGCGUCUGCCGGGGCAAGCCCCGGGAACUCUCUUUUAUUGAAUAUUACAAACAUUGCCACCGGUGUGCUUGUGGCUGAUUGGUUGAUACAAACACAAAGCAACUUGUUGCUGAUUGGUUAACAUAAGUACAAGGCGGGAAUUACAUAUAAACGUUUAUCACCGAUAGAUUAAAGGCUGGGAAACGGAGCUGGAACUAGACAGGCAUGAAACCUCCUAAUUAAAUUAUAACUAAAGAUUAAUAUAACAUGACUAAAACAACUACUAAUGAUUGAUCAUAACAUGAAAGAAUAUAAUAAUCGAGUUCCGUAGAUGUGGUCAGCUAUGCAUUAAGAACAGAUCAUAUUGUUUGUUCAUGAACUUAAAAUGAACUGAAGAAUGAGGGAAUGUCUUGGUGUUUAGAACAGGUCUGUACAGUGUGUGCAGAAGCAGAGAAAAGAUUAUAAGCGAGACUUCCCAGAAUGCAAGAGAAAAGAAGCAAUAGUUCUCAUAGCAAGACUUCCCAUAAUGCCACAGUUAUGUGCAGAAAGAGAACUUCCCUUUAGGGGGUUCUGUGGCAUAACCAGAUGUACUUUUGCAAAUGGGACAGCUUUUUUGGAUACCCAUCCAGUGUUUCUACUUUCAGCAUGAAAAAUUAAAUGAAAUCUGGGAUGAGUUUUGCAACUUUGCGGUAGAAUUAGCUUUGAUCAAGGGUGGAAGUUAUUAUUUUUAUUGUUGUCCUGUCAUUUCUUACAGCCUGACAUUGUUUGCUUGUAGCCAUUUCUUCUUCUUCUUCUUCUUCUUUUUAUACAGAGCAGUUUUUUAGUAUAAAGCACUGGGCAGUUUUUUUGCAGGGAUGUUUGCUUUCAGUUUCACCUGGGGAAUUUACUAACUUGAGCUGUGAGAAAUGUGCCUAUGAGUUAUUCAGAGUCAGUCACCUUUCUCAGGCUAAUUGUUACAGCUUUGUCCUUGAAGCAUCUCUCAUGAAACUUACAAAGCAGGGUGACUGCAGAAAAACGUCGUUAUUAAUCUCAACACAACUCCUAUUUCCCUUUCCCACUCCUAAGAUUAAUGAUCAUAAGCCAUAGGUGGCCUCCAUUGUCAUAGACUGAUGUUCUUCUUGGCAGCAGCUACUAUACAAUCUAAUAAAUAGGCUGACAACAAAAUCACUUUUUCAAGAAAAAGAUUGUGAUGGUUCUUGAAACAAAGAGUGAUUUAAAGAGACUUUUUUUUUAAGCAUAACUAAUUAAAGGAGAAGCUCCUGGAGAGCAGAAACCACAACUGGAUGUGCUUGAACUAGAAUCUUCUGUUAGUGCAGAAUGCUGUAGCAUGUUUGUUAACAGGAGUGAAACCCUGUCAGCAUUUAACACCCCUGCUCAGAUACCUGCAUUGGUUGCCAGUCUGCUACUGGGCCACGUUCAAGGUGUUACUACUGGUAUAUAAAGCCCUUAACACCUUGGGACCAGUUUGCCUGUGAUCACAUCUUUACCGCAUGCAUGCCCACUCGACCACUUUGACCUGAGGAACUGGCACUGCUACAGAUGCCCCAUACUAACUUGCUCCGUGCUUGUAUGAAAUACAGGACCACCUCGGGUUACAGACGCUUCAGGUUACAGACUCCGCUAACCCAGAAAUAGUACCUCGGGUUAAGAACUUUGCUUCAGGAUGAGAACAGAAAUCGCGCAGUGGUGGCGUGGCGGCAGCAGGAGGCCCCAUUAGCUAAAGUGGUCUUCAGGUUAAGAACAGUUUCAGGUUAAGAAUGGCCCUCCAGAACAUAUUAAGUUCUCAACCCAAGGUACCGCUGUAGAUCUUUUAGUGUGACAGCAUCCUUGGGAACCCCCUGCCUAUUGACAUCUGGCUUGCACCUUCACUGUAUCCUUUUUGGCAAGUUGACUUGCUUAUAUCUGAUUCCCAGCUAGGAAUGGAAACUAUACAGUAUAAGGUAAAAUGUUUCGGGUAGGAGGGGUAGGAAUUAUCUCUGCAUAAGAGGCUUUGGAGUGUCACUGGCAGCCAAGGUUGACACUACUGGGCUAGCUGGUCUCUUGUGAUAUGGAGAAGAUGCUAAAAGGUAUUAGCACAUUCAUUCAAUUGUUGUAGCUUCCAACUGGGAAACUGUUAAGAGCACUCAGUGUCAGAGGUGAGAAGAUACUGGGGUGGGGAGGAAGAAGGGGAUCAAGAUUCCAAGCCACAGUUUAAACGACAUCCAUUAUUUAUAUUGCAAAGACUUCUGUGUGUGUCAGUUAUAUAGUUCUCCUUUGACACUUCCCCUUUGCUAUCGACUGUUGUUUCAAUAAUUGCCUGCAUCAUGGCGUGUUCUGGCAUUAAGGGCUACUUUAAUGAAAGGGAUCUGACUUUAAUUUCUCAGGUUUCCUAGUAAUGCAUUCAAUGAGACACCUUUUCAAAAAGUAUAAGGAAUGCUCACUGAUCUUCAGUGUGCUCUGCAAAAACUCAAAAAGAAUAGAAGUGCAAUAAAAGGGCUGCCUUCAAAAGCUUUUGAUUAACCCACUUUGCAUCAAACCUUUUUGACAUUUGAUAUUUGUGUGGAGGGAAUUAAACUAUUUUCCUUACUUGGUUAAGCAACAAUGGGGAAAAAAACUUUAUGCCUUCACUGCAGGAUUUCUGUCAGGUUUUUUUUGAAAAUUAUAUUUUCUUCCGUUUCUUCCGCACCUUUUUUCCCUCUCUCCUGGGGAGUUUCUGUCCAGCAACCAUUUGCUACUCGACUGCAAGGCUCACUAACAAGGGCUAGAAAUUUUUAAAAAGACUCCUGGCACUUUUCUUUUACCAGCAUGACACUGCUGCUUCACGUCCCUAUGGGUGGCUAGUGAAAAAAAACUUACCUGAAGUCUUCCUUGAUUAUUUAUAAUUCUUCUUCUAUUUUCUGUAACAGCUUUUCUGACUAUAUCUAGGUAUGUGCCUCCCUUGACGGAAGCCUUUACAGUGGUACCUCGGGUUACAUACAUUUCAGGUUACAUACGCUUCAGGUUACAUACGCUUCAGGUUACAGACUCCGCUAACCCAGAAAUAGUGCUUCAGGUUAAGAACUUUGCUUCAGGAUGAGAACAGAAAUCGUGCUCUGGCGGCGCGGCGGCAGCAGGAGGCCCCAUAGGCUUAAGAACAGUUUCAGGUUAAGAACAGACCUCCGGAACGAAUUAAUGACUUAACCCGAGGUACCACUGUAUUUACCUGCAGGUUUGGCACCAAGGCUGGCAACAUUAGGUCACCUGUUCUUUCAUUGGGAUAAAGCAGUAAAACAGUCCUUGGGGGUCCAUCGUGGUCAAAUGAGUAUCCAAUAUACCUGAGUCCUACAGGAUAGGUAUAAAGCAUUGACUUGAGCUGAAUUCACACCCCUUUUUCCCUGGUGCUUCUAGAUUAUUCAGAUCAGUGCAAGGAAACUGAGAUUAUCCCAUAUUGAAUGUAGACAAGAUGCAUCCUUAAUAGGGGACAGAUCUGCUAUUUUUUGCCAUGGAAGGUGGUUUUAAGAAUCUAAGAAGAGCCUGCUGGAUCGUGUCAAUGGCCCAUCUAGUCCAGCAUCCUGUUCUCACAGUGGCCACCCAGGUGCCUGUAGAAAACCCACAAGCAGGAUUUAAGCACCAGAGCAGUCUCCCCUCCUGAGGUUUCCAGCAACUGGUCCUCUGAAGCAUCACUGUCUCUUACUGUGGAGGCAGAUAAUAGCUGUCAUGGCUAGUAGCCUUCUCCAUAAUUUUGCCUAAUCCUGUUUCAGAGCCAGCCAAGUUGGAGGCCAGCCCUGCCUCCUGUGGAAGCAAGUUCCAUAGUUUAACUAUGUGCUGUGUGAAGAAUUAAAUGAUUGUGAAAAAAUGCUUUGCUUUGAGGCUACUAGUUGGUUGAUUCCUCCUCUUUCUCCAUGUCCACUUUCUGGUACUGCGGCUGGCAUUGGCUCAGUUUUAUUCAAUAGCUCCUAUCACAGGCAUGCAUGGAGGCUGUUAUGCUGUGCAAGCCUUUGAUGCUGAUUUAUGGAAGUGUUUAUUCUUGUGAAAGACUUGUUAAAGCAGGCUGCUUUCAGGGCUGGAAGAGUUUGUCGUCACCUGUUGCAUGCAGUGUAACUAAAUAAUAGAUGCUUUGGAAACCUUGUUCCAUUUCCUGCCCGCCCCCCCCCCUUUGCAUUCUCCGCCCCCACUCCAAUCUUUUGAAAGCACCCCCCCCCCCCAGUGUAGCUGUGAUUGAGCAGGAGCUAAUUUAAGACACUGUAGUGGUGUUUGAUUUUACCAACCGUGGGCACAGUGAUAAAUAUACUCACUAAAUAUCUUGUGGGAGAGAGGGAUCGUAUUCCUCUUGAAGUUAUCUGCUAGCUACAAAAAUAGCUCUCCCCUAGUUUUCUGCAUGGCUUAUUUCAGCAAAGCUGUCUGUGUGUAUUUUUAUAAAGCAUUUAAAAAAAAAAAAAAAGAAUAUUGCAUUCUAUUCCUUAAUUGCUGGGAAAUUUUAGUUAGCAAUUCAAGGUGCUCAGUUUAAAGCCCUAAAUAGCCUGGAUCUUGCCUGCUUUAGGAAACACCUCUUCCUAUGUGUGAUCCUAUUGCUCAUUAAUAUAAGCAGGGGAGCCUCUAGUCUAGGUAUCAGUUCCCUGUAAAGCAGGGGAGCGGAAUCUGUACCAGCCCCCCAAAUGUCAUUGGACUUCAACUCCUAUCACUCCCAGCCAGCUCAACCAAUGGUAUAGAAUGAUGGAAGUUGCUGUCCAAUAAUAUCUGUUCCCCGCCCCUGCUAUAAACUAAUACUAUCUAGGAACUAAUACUAACUAGGAACAGGGCCUUUACAGUGGGAGCCUCAGUUCUGUAGUGAAGCCUGCCCCCUUGUUCUCAUUUGUUUUGGAUUUCAGAGAAACACUUGUUCAAGCAAGCUUUUGGAAUAUAAUCUGAAAACUAUCAUCCCCCACUCUGCUCCAUUCAUUCAUUUAAUUGAUUUAUAUCCACUUUUUUGAACAGUGUCCAAAGUGGCUUACAACAGUGUUUUUCCCCAAUGGGUGACUUAAAAAUUGCUGAUGGCAUCUGGUUGGACAGAAUACUGGACUCAGUGGUCUGAUUUAGCAGUGCUUGUCUUGUGUUAUAAUUUUUGCAUCCUUCAACUUCCUAACAAUCAAAAUGUUAUUUAUUUCUAUUUCCCAUACUUUUCCUUAGUAAAUUAGAAUGGUUGCCUGUGGCUAAGAUCCAUCUAAGCAGACUGACUGUACCAAUGAUACACAUAUAUUUUUUUCUCUGUCCCAGGUUUUCUACCCCAGCAAAGAUGGUACUAAGAUUCCAAUGUUUGUUGUCCACAAAAAAGGAAUCAAAUUAGAUGGGUCUCAUCCUGCUUUCCUUUAUGGUUAUGGUGGCUUCAACAUAUCAAUCACACCAAGCUACAGGUAAGCAGAGAUGGGGUGUUUAUGAAGAUUUGUCAGAAUAGUAAUAGUGCCAGUAAUUUUAUGUUAAGAAAUUGUGAAGUGUAUUAUAUAGCCUGAAUUUGCAGCUAAUGGAUACUGAUACUGAAACUUAAACCCAGUGGAAAUACCCAGGUCAAGGGAGUUCCCAAAACAUGAGUGAUCAUUUGCUAAUUAAGCAGCCUGCUUUGUCACCUCUUACUGGCUCUUUCCUUCUUUCAGAUUUUUGUUGACCACCUUUUGUUGUCUCCUUUAACAUGCCUAUAGUUCUUAUUUUUCGUCUGGCAUGACUAGCUUGAAAGUCAUGACCAAACUACAAGUCUAAUGGUGACACUCCUUUUCUUACAUAGAUGAUCUUUGUGUGUUUAGGAGAGAUAAUCUGACAAACGCAGAGGGUGCCAACCCUGCUCUGCCCUAAGUAGUACCUCUACACUGCCCUGAGAACUGCUUUGAGCCAUAGGUCAAGUAUACAUUUUGAAAAUAAAAAAAUAAAUGGAGAAAAGCUUCACUUAAAUUUCCAGGAUGCUAGCAGAACAGUGCUGUAAAUGUCACAAAUAGGUUCUUAUACAUCUCCCAUGGGGGUGACAUUAAGUUGAAAUUAUUGAAUCCUUCCAUGCCUUAAGAUCCAUGCUCUCAGUCAAUGAUAUUUAGCAAAGACAAUCUCUUGCUCUGCUGACUUGAAUUAAGAGCCACUGUUACGUCUAUGCACAACUACUGCUUGCCUGUUAUUCUUACCCUUCUCUUCCCUUUAUUUCACUGCCAUUUACUCCUAAAGCUUUGCUAUUUUCAGCGUUUGUACACAAUUCUGAUUCUUUAUUUUUUAAAGCCUUAUUAUAGUUAACUUGUUUUAUUCUAAGUUCAGAUAUGAAGUUCCCUUUGCAAAGAAUUUGGACAGUUUUUUAAUGCAAAAGUUCAAGUUUUCAGGCCUCGAGUGUUCCCCCACCAGAUCCUUGUGUUCACUUAGCAGCUAAAAAAAGAGGUCAGCCUUUGAAGAAGGGGCUGUUUUCUGGCAGAUGGCUCUUAGGUACUCAGUACCAUGGAAGAGAACACUUGAAAUGAAAACACGCACUUUGCAAGAUUCCAAGAACAGGUGACCAGGGGAAAACUAUCCUCUCAACAUCCCAAGGGCUUUCUCCAUAUUUUGCUGUCAUGUCUUUUAUUCAGCAGCCAGUCACUCAGCUAUGUACCUUGCAGAUGUGACCUGACAAUAAAGCCCAAAUGAAUGAGUCAUAAGUCCAGAAGCAGAGAACCAAAAAUGCUUUGGUUAAAUGGACUUUAAAAAAAACAACACUUGCAUAAUAUAUAAGCUUCAAACCUUUCCCAUUUUAUCACUGAGCUCAACUUUAGAAUCAAAAAUCAUCUCGGUGCAUACAGUGAUCUUAGUACACAUAACAAGCAGUGUGUGCAGCAUGUGUGUAAGUGUCUCUCGUGUGCAUCGCUGUGUCGCAGACUAUUUGCUGCCACAUUUAUAAAGUCAAAGAUCUUUGUCACUUUGGGCACAUGAAGCAUUAAUUAGCAGCUCACCUGUACCUUUCAGUCUUAGUGCUACCAGGUUGGCUCAGUGUAGAUGUAGAAUGCUGGCAAAUGGAGGUGGUGUGUUUGACCACAAUGCAGUCUGGGAGAGGAAGCUUGGCCUUUGACCAUGCUCACUUGGGGCUGAUGUGAGUUGUAGCAUCACCAACAUCUGGACAAACAAACGUUCCCCAUAAGUGGUCUAAGGGCUGGAAGCCAGUGUGGAAAUAGAGCUGCUGGCCAAUGGAAAACAAGAACAUCAAAAGGGCACCCUAGCCUUUGUUUUGAGGGCCAUACAUAUACAUACAGAUACAGUAAUAUGCACACUUUUUUUUUAAAAAAAAAGACUCUGGACCAGAUUCAGCUAACCAGCUACGUCAGCAGAAGCUUAUGCAAGGACUUCUGCUCGUGUCACAGGGCUUCCUCCCACCCUCUACUGCUCCCCCAGUUGGCGGGUAUGGUGUUCAUAACUACCAAAAAGAAACACAUCUUGUGCAGCCAAGCUUCCUGUUGGACUUACUGUGCCCAAGUUGCAGGAAACUAUCCAAACAUUAGUUGGGUGAAGAAGAAGAAACUGAGAUCAGUUUCCUAGAGUCGAGCUAGAACAUCUAAAUACCUCCUGCCAAAAAGGGAUCAUUAACUGGCAGGCAGUAUCCUGUGAAUUAAAAUGGCAUUAAAGGUUCUGUUCCCUCAAUAUCACUCAUCUUUUGGCUUUUUAAAUUAACCUGGCCUGUCUUUUUUGGAAAACUAGCCGGACUCAGGUGUCCAAAGAAGACUGAAUAGCAUUUAAGACUGCAUUCCUGUGACCCCUUGGAUAGUGUCCAAGGGCCCAUGGGAGGUAUUGUGUCUUCCUUCCUCACCACUGCAGAAAUCUCUGGCACCCUGGGCCAUACAUCAGAGCCCCUGACGUCGUAGAAUAUGCUGUAGGAAAACCAGGAAGUGGCUUAGUUCUAAUCCAGCUGCUUGUCUAAAUGGAGGCAUUGCUGCUCAGUGGCAGAUCACCUGCCUUGCAUGCAGGUAGUCCCAGGUUCAAUCCCCAGCAUCUCCAAGGUAGGAGAGAACCUGGUGUGAAAUGCUGGAGAGCUGUUGCCAGUCACUGUGGACAAUUCUGAGCUAGAUGGACCUGUAGAAUAAGGCAGCUUCCUAUGUUCCUACAUCUCUCAUUUUUCUUUCCUUCCAUGAGAGAUGAUGGGCUCUCCUUCCCUGGAGGUUCUUAAACAGAGGUUGGAUGGCCAUCUACCAUGCAUGAUCUUGUUGAGAGUCCUGCAUCGCAGGUGGUUGAUCUAGUUGACUCCCAGGGUCCCUUCCAUUUCUUCGAGUCUAUGAACGGAAACAUAUUCCUCCUCCAGCUACAUUUUGAGCAUCGUAGGCCAAGCGCUGAAAGUAUUUACCAAUUAAUUGUCUUUGCAUAUAUAUAUUUGCAGUGUAUCAAGACUCAUUUUUGUAAGACACCUGGGUGGCAUUCUAGCUGUGGCUAAUAUCAGAGGAGGUGGUGAAUAUGGAGAGACCUGGCACAAAGGUAAGAGUUCCUUGGUGCAAGAACAUAUGUAAAGUGCUUUAUUCAAUAACAGUCUGCAAUCCUGGACACAUACAACUGUCAGCAGAACUCACUUCUGAGUGUAGUCAUGUACAGGGUUGCACUGUGAUUGUGUUUCCACAGGUCAAAUGUUUGCAUGUCUCCAUGCUAAACCACUGCAGAGGUCUGGUUUUGUUUUUAUUACCUUAAUUUGACUCCGGAACACCAUCACAAAUUUAUUUGAAAAUGUCCAUAUUUCUUAAUUUACGAAAUUUUCUCCAUUGCUGCAUCAGUUUUGUUCCUCAUUAUUAUUUUAAUUGCUUCUGUAGUCUGGAGUGUUUCCCAGUAAUUGGGGUUUUCAGAAAGAGAAAACACAGUAUUACUGCCCCAAAACAAAGUGCCCUUCAAUAACAGGAAAUUAGCUGUAGACCUUUAACGAGUUCUUAAUUAAGUUAACCUUUAUGUGGGAGGGCUCUGGUUUUUCUGUUUCAUUUGCACACAAGACUGUGUGUUGGCAUUAGGUUGAAGUCUGUUGUUUCUUAAGUGUCAUGGGCAGCUAUUACUGAUAUUCAUGGAGCUUGGCACUGUGGACUGAGCUUCACCUGGAAUGUCCAGGAGACUCCAGACUUAUGGCAACCCCUGUCCGAAUUUCCUUAAAAAAACAACUCAACCUUUGUGUCCAGAUUUUCACUUUUUGAAAUAUGGCAACCCUAACUUAUAUUAACCACUAUAAUUUGUAGAAAUUUGCCUUGACUGAGCCACAGUAAUUGUUUUCGUGGCUAUGAUCCAGAAAAUUUACUGACUACGUUAGGAUGUAAUAAUAAAUUAUGGUUUAUCAUUAUGAGAACUUUCUGCAGCCUUAUGUACUCUCUCUUCCUCCAGCACAUCUGUUAAGGAUGAAACUGCAAAUCUUUACCUCUGUUUUUGAUUAAUUUGAACAAACUGUGGUUGUGGCUUUCUGAAAUAAGCCAACUUAAAACCCUGAUUUAUGAAGCUGGCUUAUUUCAAUAAACCAUAGAUUAACCAUAAUAACAAACCAUAGAUUAACCACAAAAAACUUAAGGAUGAACUGGGCUAAUUGAAAAUAGAAGUGGAAUCUUCUGAUCUUUUGCUUGCAGUCCUAUCAGAGAAGUAGAGACUAGGAAGCAGAUGGGUCCAAGGUAUUGGUUUGUUCUCGUAGCAAUAAACCGUAGUUUACUGCUACAUCCUAACAGAUCCAACAUUGUAAUCUUGAUUAUUUUGUGUGUUUAUGUGAAGUAUGUAUAUGAAUUCUGUACAUCUUGGCUUGGAUCAAAGAUGUAUAAGCAGAACUCCCCAUUGCAGCUGCUUGUUACUCCCCAAGCAGCUUCUAAGCAUUGGAGAAUUUUCCAGAAUAGAACAGGAUGGGAUGCAGGUGCUGCAGGAAGAGAAGGAAGGGCACCUUUUGUGACUCAGUGUCUUCUGCCCGUGCAAGACCACUAUGGAUCCAAGCCUUUAUGCAUAAUGUCAUUUUCUGCCCAUGGAUUUAAGAAGCUUUAUUGUAUUGUUAUCUUGAUGUGAAUAUGGAUUUCACUUGUUUUGAAGUAUGCUGUUGUCUUAUCAAAGAGGGGUAUACUAUUGAUGAAAAUCAAGGGACCUGCCUUGCCCAGUAAAAAUUAUUUUGUUCCACCUGAUUUAUUUAUUUUUAUUAACUUGAAAAAAACCUAUCUACUGAAUGGAAAGGAGGGAAUAAAAUGUUUGCUAGAUUUGGAACAAGGAAAGGCAGGAGGGUAGGCAAGAAAACAGAUCUUGCUGCACGGCAAAAAAGCACACUAGUUCUUAAACAUCUCUUCAUUCCUAUACAAUUGUGUCUGUGAUAGUGUUGUGCUUUUCUUUGUUUUGAUACCUUUAGCUGUGCACCUCAAGUUCUGUGUUGAUCUGCGGUAGAUAAAUGCUAGAUCUCAAAAGGAAGAUAUAUUUCUCUAGCCCUGAUCACCAUAUGAAUGAAAGAUUUAUUGUUUUAAGAAAAGCACUCAUUUACCUCUCUUUUUUUUGAAACUAUUAAUUUUAUAAGCCUAUAAGCUUAAAAUACCAUAAAUGAGCUGGAUGCUGUCGAUUUCCCAUUAAGACAAACCUCAGUCAGAAAUGCACGUGACCGUUUUGUCUGCAAUCUAUAGCGAUCAGUUAUUAGGAACAUUACCUGGUCUGUUCUUUCCUUCCUUCCUUCCCCCGCCCCGAAGUCUUUAGCAUAGGUAUGUAUUAUUCAAGCCUUCUGAAAGCAUUAAAGGUACUGGCAAGACCAUUUUCUGAAGUCUCUGUUGCACGUGAUAUUCAUUAUCUUUUUUGUGUUCCUCAACUGCAUACAUUAUUAAAAUACUUGUGGAACUGAAAAAUUCAAUCCAAGCAGUUCUUCUUGUAUGUACAUACAUCCUAGAGUACAUGUUCUGAAUCGGCAAUAUCAAAAGUGUGUGUAUCUGUGUGUUUUCAAAGGGUUAACUAUCUUGUUUUCUUCAUUUCCAUUUAGGUGGUAUCCUGGCCAAUAAGCAAAACUGCUUUGAUGACUUUCAGUGUGCAGCUGAGUAUCUUAUCAAAGAAGGGUAUACUUCUCCAAAGAAACUGACUAUCAAUGGAGGUUCAAAUGGGGGUCUCUUAGUGGGUAAGAAGAGGCUGUCUGCUUCCUUUUCCUUUUUAAAAAAUGACAAAGCUAAGUGAAUUUAAUGUCAUGUAAAUGGAGGACUCAGAGGAUAAGCUCUGGAAGGACGUUUCCCUCCCCACACAAGUUGGACAUUGCACCAUUUGUUAACAAACUGAAGUAAUUAGUGCAAUACCCAAAUAUUGUCAAGGCCUGCAGAAUACCAAUUGGCCAUUUAAGAAAACAUCUGCCUUUAUGAGCUGCACACAUAAUUACUGCGCUGAGGCAUCUGUCUUUUUCUUCCUGUAGGGUAGAACUGACUUCAUACAAAACACUUUUUCAUUUUAGUUAGGGAAGGAAAGAGCAAAUUCAUAUCAAAAAAUAGCUAGUCAGAGCUGACUUUUGCAUCACUAGUUGCCACUAAAUCUGUUUCAGCCCACACUCUCCUAUUUUGAAGUAUUUUGUCCUUACGUUUAUCCAGGACCAAAGUCUUGAUACGGCAAUGGUAGAUUAUCACCUGUUCCCCUUUUCAUGCACAGUGGAACACUGUGUUCUUUUUUAAAAACAAAACAAAACAAGUGGCUCUUUGCUAGAACAGCACAUACACAACAGGCACUAAUUGGAUUUAAGCAUUACAGUUUAGAGUUCCAUUCUCAGUUUUUCUUUAUUUCUUAUGGGUCUAACUGCAUAGUCAUGGAAUCACAUUUGAAAUGUGACUGUAGCAUAUAUCCCAAAUCCACACAACCUCACCAUUUUUAAGCCUACGGCAGAAUUUUUAGGGCUUCAUUUAGAAAACAGUUCCAAAAUUAGUGUGACAAAUCUCUUAAUACAAGAGCCUUAUCUCAAAACAGUCAUCUUUUGCCAAGUCCGUCUCCUUCCCAAAACCAUGUUGAUGGUACCAAGAAGUCUGUUCCCCUUCCACCUGAGACAUUCAUAAUCUUAAAGUGUAUAAUAUUCUUUGUGAUAAGGCAUGAAUGCUUCCCUGGAGCUGUGUAUAACUAGGGACUGAUUCAUAAGAAGAUACUGCUAGAUCGGGUCAAUGGUCCAUCUAGUCCAGCAUCUUGUUUUCACAGUGGCUACCCAGAUGCCUGUAGGAAACCCACUGCUCACACAAGUGUGUUUUUCUUCCUGACCACCCCUGCAUUCCAUCCCAUUUUGAGAAAAUUAACCAAUCUGGGACUGUCUCAGGUUUUUGUUUUAAUUUCAGUAAAACAGAGUCUGUGUACUGGCGUGUUUACCUCAUGAAUUCUUGGUCUGCAAAAUGGCUUGUGGGCAUUUAGAUCUGCUCUGACACUCUCCAAUAUUUGGACGUAUCAGUCCCCCGGAACCUGAGCAUACGGUUCCAGUUAAAUUAUUUACCAGCCAUUGAAAAUGUCUGAAAUCUUGGAAGGCCCUUAACCCCUCUCUUCUCAGUAGACUUGCUUCUCUAAAAAUGCUGCAUUUCCUUAAUCUUUUGUUUCUAUUUCAAGUUCAUCCUCUUCAAGUCCUUGGGAAACACAAAUUCUAUUUAAUAAUAGCCUCUUCAAAUGGCUGUUCAGUGUCGAUGCUUCACUUGUUGAGCUCAGCAUACAAAAGGCAGCACUGAUUAUCGGCACUGCUUUGGACUGACUCCACAGAACUUUGCUAUUAAAGUCAAUAGGGUAACAACUGGAUGGCCAAACACAUGAAGUUUGACAACAACUGGAAAGCCACAUGGUCCCCAUCCUUGGAACAGAUGGAGGAAGAGUUUGCACCAUCCCGCAGUUGCUCCUUGUCUGCAUGAAAUUGCCCUUCCUUCCUUUAAGUUCAGCAAUGGCCCCAUUCUAAAACAUGCAGAUUUGUUUUUGUCAUAAAGCCAGCUUCAUGGAUUCCAGUUCCCCACAGAAUGGAAGCAGGUGUUCCUGCAUCUCAUCCUCUUUCCCCCCUAAUAAAUUUCUGCCUUAGUGCUAAAUCAACAAACUGAUCUGUGCCCAUGCAGGUUUGCCCUUACAUGUUUCAAAUGUUGACAUCCUCUGAUUGCUAUCUUUAUAACUGCUACUUGUAGAUAUUAGCACUGCUAGCUGCUUUAAACAUUAGAUUCAAUUUGGGUUGGGUGUGUUUUCCUCCACUCUCCAGCUGCCUGUGCCAAUCAGCGUCCUGAUCUAUUUGGCUGUGUUAUUGCUCAAGUAGGAGUGAUGGACAUGUUAAAAUUCCACAAAUUCACCAUUGGUCAUGCUUGGACAACAGACUUUGGCUGCUCUGAUUAUAAAGAACAGUUUGCCUGGCUGUACAAGUAAGUUAAAUUUUGUUUUGUUUUUCCUAGUUUAUAUUCACCACUGCCUUCUUAAAUAACAAUAAUAUAGAAGCUGCUUGUUUCCCACCCACCCCUUAUUUUCUCUCAAUAAUUGAAAAUCACAUCAUUAAGUGACAUCAUAAAUCCAGGAUGCAUUCAUUUAUACAUUAUUUCUUGAGUUCAGUAAAUUUCUCACAUGUAGAUAGCUUAGCUUGCAAUUCUGAGUACAUUGACCUGGAGAUAAACUCUGUAUGAUCAGCAGAAAUUACUUCAAAAUAAAUGUGAAAGGUAUUCCCAAUAUGUUAGAAAUGCAGCUAACAUUUUAACUCCACUUAGUUUUACCAUGGGGAGGGGGUGUUUUUUGGCUACAACCUUUAAUCAGCUAUGAAAGCCAACAAAGUGUUCUGAACAGCUGGUGAUCAUAAGCAGUUUCCCCUUUUGAGAUGUGGUGAUCAGAACGGAACAGAGUUUUUGAAAUGUGGUCUUGCCAUGGUACCCCUGCCCGUACGGGCCAGUCUUGACAGACUCUAGGGUUGUGCGCUCAUCUCACUCUAGAGGCCGGGAGCCAGCGCUGUCCGCAGACACUUCCGGGUCACGUGGCCAGCGUGACAAGGCUGCUCUGGCGAGCCAGAGCCGCACACGGAAACGCCGUUUACCUUCCCGCUAGUAAGCGGUCCCUAUUUAUCUACUUGCACCCGGGGGUGCUUUCGAACUGCUAGGUUGGCAGGCGCUGGGACCGAGCAAUGGGAGCGCACCCCGCCGCGGGGAUUUGAACCGCCGACCAUGCGAUCGGCAAGUCCUAGGCGCUGAGGAUUUACCCACAGCGCCACCCGCGUCCCUUGGUCUUGCCAUAGAGCCCUACAAUAAUGGCAGUUUUUAUUUCCAGUGUCAUUUCCUAGCAAUCCCUGGAAUAGAAUUUGCCACUUUAACCCCCAAGUUAACUGCCCUGUGUACGCUUACAUCCUCCUCUUGUUCUCAGCCAUAUACACACACAAAAGGGAGGAGGCGGAAACUACCAUAAAAUUAAAGGAGUCCCUUUCCUUUCAACCUUUCCUGCCAACUCUUGGAUUGGAAUGAGUAUAUGUCAGUAUGCCUUCCUUUUCUAGAUCCAGAUAUCCCAUUCCUCAACAAGAACUAAUUCUCAGAGCACUAGCACAUAACUUGGGUGCUUAAACGUUUGCACUAGCUGCCCAUGCGUCACCAAGGCCAGGUCAAGGUUCUUGCAUAAAUUUACAAGGAGCCUAACAACAUGGCUCCAGGAUAUCUUAAGGGCUGCCUUAGCCAUUAUAUCUUGGCCAAAACACCGAGAUCUUUGGGGAGAUCUCUGUUGGUGGUCCUCCAUGGCUCAGAUGCACAGCUCAAUAUAGAAUUCGUUCAUAUAGUGUGAUGGGCCCAGGCCAGUGGAAAACCUCCCCAGCUGAGAUUAGUCACCAUCCUCCUUGCUCAACUUUAUGCAGGUGAUGAAGACUUACCGUAUUUUUCGCUCCAUAAGACACAUUUUUUGCCUCCUAAAAAGUAAGGGGAAAUGUCUGUGCAUCUUAUGGAGUGAAUGCCUACAGACGACGAUGGCGGGAUCCCGCUGCAGUGGCGAGCAGACGAUACUUCCUUCCCUCCUCAUUUUAAGAUAGCAUUCAGUUUUGUGAUAAUUGGCCUGUUGUCUCAUUUUUUGUGGUUUGUUUUUAUGUUUUACACCACUUACAAAUGCAAAUAAUUAGACGGUAUAGAAAUGUCUUGAAUAAGUCCAUUAUGUUCCCAGCCCCUAGGAUUCCUUAUUCUUUUCCCACUUUCCUGCCAACUGGUAGCAUUUUAUCAAAUCUCCAACAAAUGUGUGUCCCUCUAACAGGUAUUCUCCACUCCACAAUAUCAAAAUUCCGGAAGGAGAAGGAGUUCAGUAUCCUGCCACCUUACUUCUAACAGCUGAUCAUGAUGACCGUGUGGUGCCUCUUCACUCCCUGAAGUUCAUUGCUACUCUACAAUAUGUCGUAGGCCGAAGCCCCAAGCAAACCAACCCACUACUAAUUCACGUGGACACCAAGGCUGGCCACGGGGCUGGGAAGCCCACAGCCAAAGUUAUAGAGGAAGCAUCUGACAUGUUUGCCUUUAUAGCAAGAUGCCUAAAUCUCGAAUGGAUAGAAUAGGCCGUUACUGUCUCAGUUAAAUCAAGGGCUUGAACAACCUUUUAAAACUAUACAGGAGCACUUGGUGUAGUACUUACAUUUAAGAACUGCCACGCCCAGCUUCCCAUGAACUCUGUCUCUCUUCUGCUUCUGUUCAGUGUUUACUCUUGGCUCUUCAUUUUAGUUCCAGUCAUACCUUUUAAAUAGCAUGUUUGGAUAAUUAGGCAGAUUGCAGAUGACGCUGUUAACGUGAAUUCUUAAAAGUCAAAGGUGUUGGUGGUGAAAAGGUUUUAAUGUGGUUUUUCUCCUUGUAAACAUAUCCAACGCUCUCGUAAUUAAAUGUAAGUACUGUUCCAGUAUAGACUGUAAACUCGUAUUUUCUUUACAGCCACGACGAGUGUUGGGAUUAUUGCCAAUGCCUCUCCAUUAAAAUAACUAUAUUACAAAUGCGGAGUAAUUUCAGGUUGUGUGUCAGUUCUUUUAAAGGUCUGGCUUUUAUGCAGCACUGCUUUGAAUCAGUACGCAGUUGCAUUGUUUCGCACAGUGCAAUACACUCACACCUCUUUCCUUUUAACAUCUAUUUUUAACCAGUCUUGUUAUCUAUAAUCUCUGGGCUGUUACAAUUAAAAGGAGGUGCUGCAAAUUGAGUAGCAAUGCAACUGGAAGAGCCUCUGCUUCUCUUGGCUGAGUUCAGGCCUUUUCUCAGAAGAUAAGAAUUUGCCCUAGUUGCCUCAGACCAUUGAUCCAUCUAGUACAGUGUCGUUGGCACACUAUUGUCAACAGCAGUCCUCCAGAGGUUUUUUUCCAGCCCUUCCCGAAGAUGGCAGGGGUUGAACCCGAGACUUGUGUGCAAAAUAGAUACUCUGCCAUUAAGACAUGGUCUUUUCUCAAGAUAUGCCUAAGUUAUACAAACUUAAAUGCUAAAUGAGAAGAUCAGGCUUUCCCUUUAAUAUAAUGAAAUAUUUUUCAAUGUCUGAUAUACUCUUGAUUGACAAAUAGUAAAUGUUUUUCUCUACAG
Podarcis lilfordi (Lilford's wall lizard) is the source of this 60333-nucleotide messenger RNA. NCBI's taxonomy places the organism in Eukaryota, Metazoa, Chordata, Lepidosauria, Squamata, Lacertidae. The record is from the annotation of a GenBank genome assembly.